Lymnaea stagnalis (great pond snail) is the source of this 53918-nucleotide messenger RNA. The record is from the annotation of a GenBank genome assembly. NCBI's taxonomy places the organism in Eukaryota, Metazoa, Mollusca, Gastropoda, Lymnaeidae.
GUACCUGGAAGCUAUACGGCAACUGAAAUCCGCAGGAGCUACCAACCAACGGACACUUCACGUCACUUUUGUUCCAGGUAAUUAACACGGUGCUAAUUUAACAGUGUUAAAAUAACAGUGGCGAUAAUAACAGUGCUGGGUGCUAAUAUCACAGUGCUCAUACCACAGUGCUAAUAUCAAAGUGAUAAUAUAUCAGUGCAAAUAUGACAGUGUUAAAUCAAAGUGCUAAUAUUACAAUGCUUAUAUCCCAGUGCUAAUAUCACAGUGCAAGUAUAAAAGUGCCAUUAUUACAGUGCUAUAGUUACAAUGCUAUAAUUACAGUAUUAAUAUCACAGUGCUACUAUAACAAGUGCUAAUAUCCCAAAUGCUGUGAUGUAGAUUAAGGGGCCUGAAUGUUUUGUAUGGAGAGUUGUUGAUCGUGAGAGGCCUUGCGAUGGCGUGCUUGGCUCAAAGAGUAUUUGUGGAGCUGUGCUAGAUGCUUGGGAUUUUGUGGCGUAUUUGAGUAAGGGGAAAUUACCUUGUAAAAUGGCAGUUGUUGUGGUUUGGCACGAAAGCAGUGAUGGUGUGUUAGCUAUUUCGAAGUUGUCUUACAUUUAAUAAAGAGGCGUUUGCUUUAUGAAGCAUUGGUGCAAUUAAAUGAUUAAAUUACCCUUAGACAGCGAAGGUAUUGAACAGGUAAUUCCCGGUUCGUAACACCAAGGUUAAUAUAACAGUGUUAGACACGGUUCUUAUAAAAAUCUCCAUCUCUGGUGACACAUCAAUUACAACUCAUUUGAUCUCCACUGACCCUGUGCAUUAUGCGCUAGUUACUAAACUGAUAUAUUUCAUCAGCAGCGAUUAUGCCUAUGUUUUUUUUUGUUUUUUUUUAUAUUAACACAGAUGAAGAAAUCGGAGGUUUCAAUGGAAUGAUACCUUUUGUAAAAACUGAAGAGUUUCAGAAAUUAAAUGUUGGGUUCGCACUUGACGAAGGUAAAUAUAAUUAUUCUAAUGGAUGACAGUAAGUUUUGCUAGGGGUGUUAGCUCGGCAGUUGGGGUUGUGGGGGGGGGGGGGGCGCAAUCAAAAUCUAUUUGAAAUGCAAUUUAUUUCCAAUUUAAAAAAAAUAUAUAUAUAUAUAUUUUUAAAAUUUAGGAAUUUUAGAAUACUUUAUUUUCCUUUCAAGAAGAAAAGAAAGUUUGAAUGAAUGCAUCUAAUGAUGUAGUUAACUGCUGGCAGCAAUUAGCCGAGCUAAUAACUUUGUUGCUGUAUUUUAGUGUUGCGCUGUAAUUUAUGCUCAAUUAAGCUUUGCAUUUAUCACAUUUUCCUGGUCGGCAGGUCUGGCCAACCCAGGAGAGGAAUUUCGCGUGUUUUAUGCAGAGCGCAAUGUUUGGUGUAAGUAAUUGUUCAUAUUUAUAUCCAUUUAUCACAUUUGAUGAAUAGUUUAUACUUUAACAACGUGAAUUCAUUAAUUAUAUAAAAAAAAACAAAAAAACUAGCGAGUACCCGGCAUGCUUUGCAAUGCCACCAUAAGGAAAAAAGUGUUCGUGUUUUAAGGAUGUUUUUUUUAAAGUACUUUUUAUCUAGACAAUAUAUUUUUAUUUUUUUUUCCGUCUGGUGCGCACACGAAUAAAAAGGUGUUUUAACUCGUGAUCAGGUCACAAACAUCUGUCCACGUGAGAAGCAUGGGUUUUCAAAAUUUAGUCCAAUCACUUCUAGCGAUUGAUCUACCCAUGCCAUAGCUCUGUGUGAAAUUAUAUUUAUAAAGCUUGUAUUAAAAAACGACCUUAGGGCCCCUGGCUCCAAAUGUUAUGUUUUAAAAUAGUUGUACUCAUUCAGAAGCCUUUGCCGGCGUGCGCGCGACAGCUCACCAAAGUUUUAGCGCAAUCGGAUGAAUGGUAUAGGAGCGCAUAUGGAACAUACAUACAGAAAAUCAUUUUUACAUUAAUAUAGAUGGGACAUUUAAAAAAAAUAAUCGAGGCAACUUUGAUUAAAUACGUGUUUCCAUGAUAAGAUUUAACCUUACCACCGCCUAAUUAUAUCUAUGACAGCAUUUUCCCCUUACAAAUACUUUGUUAGUUAUUAUAUUAUUAGUAUGGGCUCAACUAAGAUAACUUUUGUCGGACUACCAAAUGAUUGCAAACGAAACACUACAACACAACGUAGGCCAAAAAGGUCAAUUAAGUAUUUUAAAUGAAUAUUAAAUUAUUAUUUGAAGAUUGCAAAUACAUAGUAAGUCUUUCCUUUGAAAGACGUUAUAAAAUAAGCAUUAAUACCCAAAGGCUAAAUGGGACCAGUUUAAGAACCCCUGAAUUUGUCCCCUAAUUUCACUGGGCAAACAUAUCCACAAAGGGUAACAUUAACUGAACCGUGACGCUUAAGUGUAGGCCACACUCAAAACCAGUGGCGGAUUUACCAAGAGAGCGCAGGUGGGGUCACAAGAGGUCAUGAUCUCUCUGGGAGUUGCGUGCUUCUGAAACAUUUUUUCAAUUGCUAUAAUUUAUAAAAAAAAUAUAUAGGACUGCGUUCAAGCUGUUUGAAAGAAAUAAUAGAAACAGGUGCAUGGAAGCUUGAAAAAGACAGACAGGAGAACAAAAGAAUGAACGUUUCGGUCAACAGCCGUCCUCGGCAGACAGGACAGAUCACGCAAUAACAAGAAAAAGAAAGUAGUUCGAAAACUGAAGUGUUUGCCAUUAAAUUUCAUUGCCGUUAGUUGAGUUUUCCAAAACCAAGAUUUUUCAGUAUGUAGAAUGAAUGUAUGUAUCACCGCUGUGGAAACUAACAUUUCAACGGACCAACUUAUUUUGGAAUUGUUUAAAAUAUAAGAAAUAAGAAAAAAAAUACGGGGGGGGGGGGGAAUGGAGGAUCGCUUGUAAGAUAUAAUCAAUUUGCCGUUCGAAGAGUAUGGCCCCUCUCAAAUGUUGCCACCUCCUUUGGGAGACGACACUGGUAGUAAUCACAUGCCUCAAAUCCAGGGUAAUGAAUGCGACAUUCUAACAUUGCUCACUUACGGUUUAGUGUAGGAGAACACGAGCUGUCGGCAUUUCACUAGAGUAGGAAGGGCUGUUCUCUGCGGUUAUAGAUGUUACUCAAGUUAGUUAGUAUAGUUGGUACUCCAGUCAGUUCUUUUUGUAGUUUGUACUCCAGUCAGCUGCUAUAGUUGGUACUGCAGUCAGCUGUUAAAGUUGGUAUUGCAGUCAGCUGUUAUACUUGAUACUGCAGUCAGCUGUUAUAGUUGGUACUGCAGUCAGCUGUUAUAGUUGGUACUGCAGUAAGCUGUAAUACUUGGUACUGCAGUCAGCUGUUAUAGUUGGUACUGCAGUCAGCUGUUAUAGUUGGUACUGCAGUAAGCUGUUAUAGUUGGUACUCCAGUUAGCUGUUAUAGUUGGUACUGCAGUCGGCUGUUAAAGUUGGUACUGCAGUCAGCUGUUAUACUUGGUACUGCAGUCAGCUGUUAUAGUUGGUACUGCAGUCAGCUGUUAUAGUUGGUACUGCAGUAAGCUGUUAUAGUUGGUAUUGCAGUCAGCUGUUAUAGUUGGUACUGCAGUUGGCUGUUAAAGUUGGUACUGCAGUCAGCUGUUAUACUUGGUACUGCAGUCAGCUGUUAUAGUUGGUACUGCAGUCAGCUGUUAUAGUUGGUAUUGCAGUCAGCUGUUAUACUUGGUACUGCAGUCAGCUGUUAUAGUUGGUACUGCAGUCAGCUGUACUAGUUGGUAUUGCAGUUAGCUGUUAUAAUUAGUAUUCCAGUCAGCUGUUGUACUUGGUACCCUAGUCAGCUGUUAUACUUGGUACUCCAGUCAGCUGUUAUACUUGGUACUCCAGUCAGCUGUUAUAGUUGGUAUUGCAGUUUGCUGUUAUAAUUGGUAUUCCAGUCAGCUGUUAUACUUGGUACUCCAGUAAGCUGUUAUACUUGGUACUGCAGUCAGCUGUUAUAGUUGGUACUCCAGUUAGCUGUUAUAGUUGAUACUCCAGUCAGCUGUUAUAGUUGGUACUCCAGUCAGCUGUUAUAGUUGGUACUCCAGUCAGCUGUUAUAGUUGGUACUCCAGUUAGCUGUUAUAGUUGAUAUUCCAGUCAGCUGUUAUAGUUGGUACUCCAGUCAGCUGUUAUAGUUGGUACUCCAGUCAGCUGUUAUAGUUGGUACUCCAGUUAGCUGUUAUAGUUGAUACUCCAGUCAGCUGUUAAAGUUGGUACUCCAGUCAGCUGUUAUAGUUGGUACUCCAGUCAGCUGUUAUAGUUGGUACUCCAUAUUCUGUAUGUCUGUUGGAAUAAAGGAGACUAAAAAUUAUCACUUAAAAAAACACAACACAGUUUCACGUAAUUAAUCAUUGAUAAUCAUGACAGCUUAAUCCUCACAAUUUUUGGAACUGAAUGAAUUAAUCAGCUAUCAAGGCUGGAUCUCUUACCCAACAUUACAUGUGCCUCUAAAUCCAAUUUCUAUACACCAUAUCACACGGCACUUCCCCAUAAUGUGAUCACACUGUGAUCUGCCACAAUAUGAUCACGCUGUGAUCUGGCAUAAUGUGAUCGAAUGCCCUGAACCAGGAAAUUUAACACGUCUGCUAUUAUAACUCUUGUGUAAACCACCCCACCCCCACCCCCACUCACCCCCCCCCCAACCCACACACACAACCAUGCCCAGAAACCAGGUGAAAGGAAUGCGUAAGGUCAGAUCUUAGUGUGACUGCAGUGACGUUCGCAAGGACUAAACAUCAAUUCAGUGUUAUUGAAUUUCGUUAAGAUCGUAUCUUGAAGCGAGCACGCCUGGCCCGAAAGACGGUGUCCUUUUAAUAAUGAGAUAAUAUGGUUUUUUUUUUUGUGGGGGGGGGGGGGGGUACUUGGAUGCUUGUAUAACAUCGGUUACAGUUCAUUUUAAAACACAAAUCAACGGUUCUCAUAUAAACGUAUGUGGUCAUUUCACACAUUAGGAAAUACUGCACCAACUUACUAUAGGGGAGGUAAAGAUUUUGUACAGAGAACAAAGUAUAUGUACGCAUGACUUAAGUCAAGUUAUAAUUUUAAAAAAAAACUGAUUUAGAAAUUUAUUUAUUUAUUUAUGUAGGCAUUUUUAUAUAGCGCUUACCUUAAAGCUCUAAGCGCUUUACAAUUAUUAAAAACAUGUAAAGUAAGUAAAAUAAAAAUGAGACACUAGGAUAGUAACUACUAUACUAUAGAAACUAUUAAAAUGGCUAUAAAACGAGAAUAUUAAUCAAAAAACAAAAUUCCUAAAUCACAUAAAAAAUCCCCCAGCAAUAAUGUUGUUUAUAAAAAGGUACGUUCUUUCUUUGAAUGAAAAAAACAACAACAACAAACAAACAAACCAUCACAGUAUAAUUAUUUUUAAAAUAAAACUUUUUAGGCGAUAUAAACAAAAUGGUGUCGCAUUAUACGUAUAUGGCGCCAACGUUUCACCUCUGAGCGAAAAUUAUAUCAAAUCAUUUCGGUGAAUAUGGGUACCGGUGCAACAAUUGAACACACGAUUAGAUCCAGACAAACAAAUAAGUAUAGGAUCACUCUAAAUAAACCCAUGUAAACAAAUAUUUUAAAAAAAUAUAAAAAAAUUGGGGGAUGUGGGGGAACCCAUAAGAAAAACCAAAUUUACUGUCGCCUUUGAGACUCCCUGUUUUAGGUUCAAGAAAGUGGAUCAGCUGACCUGCUAGAAACGUAUUCAAAUAACCUAUGUGUGAUACACUCCUAAUGAGUUGUGCGUGAUAUUUGCUACGGAAAGAUGGGGGGGGGGGAGGGAGUUGGGCGGGGAGGGCCGGGGGGGGGGGGGGGGGGGGGGGGGUUGGGGGGGGAGGGCCUGGAGUGGGGGGAGGAAGGUUGACAUGACCCACCAAUUAAGCAUUGAUUUUGUUCAAUAUAAUAAUAUCGAAUGUGCUAAAUGGGCAGUGCACUGGGACCUCAUGAAUCAUAAUUGUGUGUCAUCAAACAAUAGAGAAUCAAUAAUCUAUCAACAGUUUGAGAGAUGAUUUUUUAAAAAGAGUUUGCAGUGGGGAUGUCGGGGUUAGUGGGGAGGUGAUGUUGUAGGCUAAGUGCAGGGGCAGUGGCUUAAAUGAAUAGGACUAGUGCACACAGGGACUGGCCAAGAUUUAACCGCCCCCACAACACAACAAAACUCUCCAGUUGGCAGAAAAUGUUGCUUGUCAAGAUAUAGAAAAAAGGAAAAAAAAAAAGGGCGCCCGUGUUGGCCAAACUUUGCCCUCCGCCCCUCACCACGCCCCCCCCCCCCCCCCUCACUCCCCCCCCCCCUCCCCCCCCCCCUCCCCCCCCCCCCCCCCCCCCCCCUCACCCCCCCCCUCCCCCCCCCCCCCCCCCCACUCCUCUCAUGACGCCCUUCAUUACGCCCCUCACUACGCCCCUCACUCCGCCCCUCACUCCGCCCCUCACUCCGCCCCUCACUACGCCACUCACUAAGCCCCUCACUCCGCCCUCACUCCGCCCCUCACUACGCCCUUCACUACGCCUCUCAUGACGCCCUUCAUUACGCCCCUCACUACUCCUCUCAUUACGCCCUUCAUUACGCCCCUCACUACGCCCCUCACUACGCUAGUGUGAUUCCCGGAGACGCAGCAUUGGCCAUUAAGAGUUGCUUAAUCGAACAUUUUGCCGUAUUUUUUGUAAAAGAAAAAAUCAAUAAAAAUAAAAUCAUCUCUGAAUAUAUUGAUGUGCUAUUUGUGUGCACCGCGUGAUGAGUGUGGACCGCGUGAUGAGUGUGGACCGCGUGAUGAGUGUGGACCACGUGAUGAGUGUGGACCACGGUAGUAAAACUAGACUAUGCGCCAGGCUGUGUCAUUUUUGAAAGAAAUUAACCCUUCUGAGAUGUUUGGGAACACAAAAUGGAACGCCUCAGUGUAAAAUAGUUUAACGGUACCCAUGUCUGCAUUCACCACUGUCUGCGGUCGACAUACAACAGCAUCGACAUAUCUCAGCUCAGAUCGCCUGAUGUCCUUGGUGUCUUUAGUAAGUUAUAACACCAAGACAGGCGGAGACAGAAGUGUUACCUAACUCAUGCUAAGUUGAUAGCAUCUUUAAAAUGAAUCGAUGAGAAGAAGAAAAAGAAAAUAUGGAGGAAAAAUAUUUUUAAAAAUACAGAAAUGAAUAUUUGUUUAAAAUUGAUUAGAUCUGAAUUUUGAUAAAUUGAACGAUGUAUUCGUGAGAUUAGAGCAAUAUACAUAAUUUCUGUCAAUUAUUAUACAUUGGUGAUGCCAAUAUGUUGUAUUUAUUUUACAAUUUUGAUAAGGCUUUUCUCAUGCUUACUUUGGUCUGAAGUUUGGUACUUAAAAAUAUAUUAUAUAUAUAUAUAUAUAUUCUAGUUUCAUUAAAUAAUCGUUUAAAACUAAAACUUAAAAACUAAAAUUACCUGUCCGACUAACUGAAACAGAUGUAAAAUUCCCACGCAACAAAUCUUCAUUUGUGAGACAAGUUUUUUUUUCUCUCCAUCUCUGCAAAGCUAGUUAAAACCAAUCGUUGUCAGAAACGGAUUUUAAAUAAACAUAUCUAUUCAAACACGAACUAAAUAAACACAAUGACUGUAAGAUGUCUUUUUCACUUUUAAUAAUUGUUUUGCUUAUAGAACGUUCGAUCUUACUUGUAAGAAAAAUUGUUGCGCAAAUUAGCAUAAGAGCGGGAGUGGGAUGGUGAAGACGUACAACUGUCGGAAACCGAUUUCCUAUUUAGGCGUCACUUGUUAUUAUUGUCCAAAUACGGGGACAGCAAUUGAAAAACAAUUUAACGGGAACACCAUUCACCAGUCUGUUGUCAUCUGUCAGGUCUCAAAAUAUCCGGUGCAUCAUGCAGUGUAGCAUCAAGUGCACCAUGCUACCGGAGUACUAAAAGUUGACAUGAAAUGCUCUAGACUGAUAUACAUUGCAUAACUAGGCGAUCCCGUUAUAGCUAACUAACAUAACUUACUCAAAUAUCCUGUGGAAAUAUCACAUGUUUAAACUGUGAAAUAACGUUCACUAUACUACAAGUUGAUCAUCCUUUCAAAUACUUCAACGAUACUACGCUGAUCCUAUCCAAUAAUUCAACGAUACUACGCUGAUCCUAUCAAAUACUUCAACGAUGCUACGCUGUUACUUGUGUUCAAAAUUCAACUGGUGAAAUUUGAAAACAAUGUUGCCUACAUGCCAGUAUCUUUCUCUCUCCUCUCCCCUCUCUCUCUCUUCCCCCCCCUCUCUCUCUUUCGCUCGCUCUCUCUCCUCCCUCUCUCCCCCCCCUCUCUUUCUGGCGAGGGAGAGGGGAAGAGAGGGGCCUCUCUCUCUUCCCCCCUCUCUCUCUCUCCUCCCUCUCUCACUCCCCUCUCUCUCCCCCUCUCUCUCCCCCCUCUCUCUCCGCUACCUCUCCCCCUUCUCCCCUCUCUCUCUUACGCACACAAGAUCAAAUGUCCUUCACCUUAGAGAGAACUUCCGAACCACCACAGUGAAAGGAUUAUCGUUCUGUUUCCAUCAGAGCUGUCACUCAAACCUGUGACCAUCGUCCGUCAUCCUUGACAUUCGGAGGUGAUUUACUCCUCACGCGAGGCCCCUCACCUCCCACUCCAUGGCAGUGAAUGAGUGGAUCAAGCUCCAUUUGAUGGUUUCAACGUAAUAAUGGGGUCGGCUAAAAAUACGAAUUUAAACUCCGCAGCUCAAUCGACCAAUGAAUAUUAAGUAUCGGUAUCGAAUUUUAAUUAUUUUUUUUUAAAAUAUCCGAAUAACAUUUGUAACGAUUGUUUUCCUAUGUCCACUGUUUAAAGCUCGAUUCUUUUAUAACUCAAAAGCCGGUGACAAAGUUUCUGACACCAAAAUUUGCCAUAGGUUAAACUCCGGCACACAUGAUCAGCAUUGAUAGGGACCUCUGUAAUAAUCAACUGGAUUAUUUGGAGAUAACAGGAAUACCACCAUUGAUCCGUGUCUGUCAUUGUCUAGUCUAGUUACCGGUGUCACUAAAACAAAACACGCUCUGACACUGUGGGCCUAUUCCUUUGUGUGGCAUACCGUGACACCGUAGUCCGUGACCACUACGUCACUCUGAUAGUUCGGCCAGUGACCUUUGCGUUCAUAACUCCCGGUACAUAAAUAUGUCAAGAUCUUUAACUGAACAGUUAUUUUUUCUUGUGUGUGUGUGUGUGUUUUUUAUUUUUUAUAAGACCAAUGCUGAAAGACUCCCUGGUGGGUCAUUGUGACAUCUUUGCAUCGUGACGCCACUGAUUGCACAUCCUAUUCUUACAGGGCUGGAGGUCAUUUGUCCUGGCAGUCCAGGACAUGGGUCAUCUUUCUUGAAAAACACGGCCGGGGAGAAAGUGGUAAGCUAAGUCUAAAAUUGCUCCAUCUUCCUUUUCAAUAUAUGUAUUAUAGAUUAAUUUGUUCUGGUUUUGUUGUUAAUUUCCUGUAUUAAAUUAUAAAUUUGUUUCUUCCGCUAUUGUUCUCAAGUAGCGCAUUAUAGAUUAAUUUGUUCUGCUUUUGUUGUUAAGCCAUAUCACUUUUUUUAGUUCUAACUCUUGUGACCAGAGCCAAUGUAACUUCGCCUUGAACAUAAAGGUCAGAGUCAUGGAUGGCUUAUUGGUUAGGACCAGUAGACUCAAAAUACUUAAGUACCCUCUCCAACCUUCCCCCCCCCCCGUGCCCUAUGCGUCGUCGGUUAAUCGUAAUCCAAAAAUUGUCCUAAAAAUGUUUCAUAUACUAAUGUAUAAUGACCAAUGUAUAAUGACCAAUGUAUAAUGACCUAUGUAUAAUGACCAAUGUAUAAUGACCAAUGUCUAAUGACCAAUGUCUAAUGACCAAUGUCUAAUGACCAAUGUCUAAUGACCACUGCCUAGUGACCACUGCCCAAUGACCAAUGUCCAAUGACCACUGUCUCAUGACCAAUGUCUAAUGACCACUGUCUAAUGACCAAUCUCUAAUGACCAAUAUCUAAUGACCACUGUCUAAUGACCAAUGUCUAAUGACCAAUGUCUUACCUACAGCAAAAGAUAAUCAACAGAUUUCUCCAGUUGAGGUCCGAUGAGGAGGCCAGGUAUGUACACAUCCGUGAAAAUUUCGUGUCGGCAUUCCUUUGUUAAAGUUUGGUACAACUUAAUCAAAGUAAGUUAAGAUGACCGCCAAUGUUAAACACACAUAGGUGCCUGUACGGCAAUGUGUACACUGUUUGAUAACCCCAGGACCAACUUCACACUUAUCUGGAGUCAGUGAUGUCAUUUGGUCUGUUUUUAUCUCAUUAGACAAAAAAACUUUGGCCUUCACAUGUAGACACAAUCUGUUUGUAGUUGUUGGAGGGUUGAAAAGGUUGCAGUUGUUAGAGGAUUGUAAAAAGGUUGUCUUCGUUAGAAAUUUGUAAAUAAAGUAACAAAAUGUGUUACUUUUUCAAGACGAUUUUAUGUUUCAAACAAAUUUUCUUAUGCGAUAUUUUUAUGGUUAGUGGUUUCCAACUCAGAUACACAUUUAAUAUGUGAUAUUUCUAUGGCUCAUCACAGCUUCCAUUGACAGAUGUCAAUUUAAAGUGUGACAUCGUUACGUUCAAUAGGUAUUCCAAUCAGUAAUCACUUUAAAAAGAAGGAAAACUAUUCUUGUUCCGAUGUUGAAAUGCUUUUAGGAGCAUUUACCAUACUGACGUAAAACCCCCAAAAUCCAGCAGCUGGUCGUCUAGUCAGGUCUUGGGGUCCGUUCGCAAAUUACGUCAAGCGGGGGGGGGGCUCAGGAAUUGAUAACACUUUGUGACAGGGGGGGGGAGGGUGUGUCGUAAAAAAUUGAUAACGUCACGCUUUUUUAUUUACUUUUUUAUUAUUUUUUUUUUAAAAACUAAAAUUUCAAAUUUUGAACAAUCUUUAUUUUAUUAAUUUUAAAAACAAUAAUUUGAGGUCUAAAUUGCCUCAGAAUCAUAGGUACUUUGAAACUCAGUUGCUCACACCUUUUGCGCAUAUCAAAUAAUGACGUAAAAACUGUUGUGACAAUUUUACAUUCGGCUUGAGGAUGACUUCGUUGUUUCGCGUCACAGUUUUCUAAGAAUACAACAUCUUAAUUCAUUAUGCGAAAAAAUUAAAGAAUAAAAUAAAAUCUUAGUUUAGUUAUGACAAUUUUAUGUAUAUUUUGAUUUUUUUAGGUGUAACGUGACACUGGGGGAUUGUGGUGGGGGGGUGUCAAGAAUUUGUGAAACUUCGUGACAGUGUGGAAGGGGGUCUAAAAAAAAAACUCAUUUUUUUGCAUGACGUAAUUUUGCGAACGACCCCUUGUUGUAACACAUUCCUAACAAGAAAUAGCACAUUCAUCAGCUGACUGAACCCCCACAAUCAGUGCUGAUAAACUCUGAUGUCAUACUGAGACCCAUUCACAGCUUAUCAACGUUGUUGGCUAAUUAAUUAAUAGUAUCAGUCUGGGACUGCAUGCUCAACCCAUUCCAGCAAUGGCAGUUCCAACCUCCACCCUUUCCACCAAUGGCAGCUACACGCUCCACCGAUUCCACCAAUGGCAGCUCCACCAAUCCCACCAAGGGAAGAUGCACGCUCCACCAGUGGGAGCUGCACGCUCCACCCAUUCCACCAAUUGCAGCUCCACGCUCCACCCAUUCCACCAGUGGCAGCUCCACGCUCCACUCAUUCCACCAGUGGCAGCUACACGCUCCACUCAUUCCACCAGUGGCAGCAACACGCUCCACCCAUUCCACCAGUGGCAGCUAAACGUUUAUUUUCGGAUUUCGGCGUGUAAUCGAUGAACACCAACAUUAAGGUGACCACCUGGAAUUGUAAACUAACCGAUAUAUUAAUAGGUUUUUAAUGUCUUAACGAUAAUCAUCCCCAAGGUCAGUCGUGCUGACUCACAAUCUCAGUUACAGAGCAUUUAAUUAUAAUGUGAAUCUUAAUUCGUUUUUUCGAAUAGCGUUGCAGUCUAAGAGUCUAGACCCAUGGUUCUUAAAUUUUCGAAUGCCGCGACCCUUUAAUACAGUUCCUCAUGUUGUGGUGAUCCUCAACCACAAAAUCAUUUACGUUGCUACUUCAUAAAUGUGUGUUUUCCGAUGGUCUUAGGCGACCCCUGUGAAAGGGUUGUUCGACCCCCCAAAGGGGUCGUGACCCACAGGUUGAGAACCGCUGGUCUAGACCAUCAAGUGAAGAGUUGGCGUAGAGACCAAAGUAAAUGAUAUUCGAUGACGUCACAAGCAGUGACGGUGGAGGAGGGGGGGGGAGCGGUCUGCCUCAUGCGGUGCUCUUUGGCUUACAUCCAGUGGUGGCAUUUAUCGUAGAGGGUGGGGCGUGGGGCGGCUACAAUCUUAGAGCACCCCGCCUGGCGCUUGCCCUGGUCUUAAAGUCAAUAAGUAACAUACACAUUCAUUGUCAUGUUACAAUGAAAAGUAACAUACACAUUCAUUGUCAUGUUACAAUGAAAAGUAACAUACACAUUCAUUGUCAUGUUACAAUGAAAAGUAACAUACACAUUCAUUGUCAUGUUACAAUGAAAAGUAACAUACACAUUCAUUGUCAUGUUACAAUGAAAAGUAACAUACACAUUCAUUGUCAUGUUACAAUGAAAAGUAACAUACACAUUCAUUGUCAUGUUACAAUGAAAAGUAACAUACACAUUCAUUGUCAUGUUACAAUGAAAAGUAACAUACACAUUCAUUGUCAUGUUACAAUGAAAAGUAACAUACACAUUCAUUGUCAUGUUACAAUGAAAAGUAACAUACACAUUCAUUGUCAUGUUACAAUGAAAAGUAACAUACACAUUCAUUGUCAUGUUACAAUGAAAAGUAACAUACACAUUCAUUGUCAUGUUACAAUGAAAAGUAACAUACACAUUCAUUGUCAUGUUACAAUGAAAAGUAACAUACACAUUCAUUGUCAUGUUACAAUGAAAAGUAACAUACACAUUCAUUGUCAUGUUACAAUGAAAAGUAACAUACACAUUCAUUGUCAUGUUACAAUGAAAAGUAACAUACACAUUCAUUGUCAUGUUACAAUGAAAAGUAACAUACACAUUCAUUGUCAUGUUACAAUGAAAAGUAACAUACACAUUCAUUGUCAUGUUACAAUGAAAAGUAACAUACACAUUCAUUGUCAUGUUACAAUGAAAAGUAACAUACACAUUCAUUGUCAUGUUACAAUGAAAAGUAACAUACACAUUCAUUGUCAUGUUACAAUGAAAAGUAACAUACACAUUCAUUGUCAUGUUACAAUGAAAAGUAACAUACACAUUCAUUGACAUGUUACAAUGAAAAGUAACAUACACAUUCAUUGUCAUGUUACAAUGAAAAGUAACAUACACAUUCAUUGUCAUGUUACAAUGAAAAGUAACAUAUACAUUCAUUGUCAUGUUACAAUGAAAAGUAACAUACACAUUCAUUGUCAUGUUACAAUGAAAAGUAACAUAUACAUUCAUUGUCAUGUUACAAUGAAAAGUAACAUAUACAUUCAUUGACAUGUUACAAUGAAAAGUAAUAUAUACAUUCAUUGACAUGUUACAAUGAAAAGUAACAUACACAUUCAUUGUCAUGUUACAAUGAAAAGUAACAUACACAUUCAUUGUCAUGUUACAAUGAAAAGUAACAUACACAUUCAUUGACAUGUUACAAUGAAAAGUAACAUACACAUUCAUUGUCAUGUUACAAUGAAAAGUAACAUACACAUUCAUUGUCAUGUUACAAUGAAAAGUAACAUAUACAUUCAUUGACAUGUUACAAUGGAAAGUAACGUAUACAUUCAUUGACAUGUUACAAUGAAAAGUAACGUAUACAUUCAUUGUCAUGUUACAAUGAAAAGUAACAUACACAUUCAUUGUCAUGUUACAAUGAAAAGUAACAUACACAUUCAUUGACAUGUUACAAUGAAAAGUAACAUACACAUUCAUUGACAUGUUACAAUGAAAAGUAACAUACACAUUCAUUGUCAUGUUACAAUGAAAAGUAACAUAUACAUUCAUUGUCAUGUUACAAUGAAAAGUAACAUACACAUUCAUUGACAUGUUACAAUGAAAAGUAACAUACACAUUCAUUGUCAUGUUACAAUGAAAAGUAACAUACACAUUCAUUGUCAUGUUACAAUGAAAAGUAACAUAUACAUUCAUUGUCAUGUUACAAUGAAAAGUAACAUACACAUUCAUUGACAUGUUACAAUGAAAAGUAACAUACACAUUCAUUGUCAUGUUACAAUGAAAAGUAACAUACACAUUCAUUGUCAUGUUACAAUGAAAAGUAACAUAUACAUUCAUUGUCAUGUUACAAUGAAAUUUAAAAAAAAAAAAAAAAAAAAAGAUUUCUCUAUACAUUAAAAUCAUACACUUUUUUAGCAGAUUGCCGCACAGAAAUUAGUACUAUUAUACUUUUUUAUGGGGGGAAAGGGGGAUGGUGGUUGGGGGAAGGUUGGCGGGAGGGGGGGGGGUGGUCCGAAUAUUUAUAUUCUAGGAAUCUUAGAUUUCUAGUUUUAAUACGUCUUUAAAGAUGGCCGUUAAAAUUUUCUCUAAGUUUACUUGCAAAGAAGACAGUGGAAUCAUUUUUAUUUUACCUUUUUAUUACUAGAGUUUUAAAAUUUUACACUUUGGUGAAUAAUUCUCCAAGUCUUUUACAGAUAAUGAUUCAUAAUUCAUACACUUGACGUAACCAUUACACCGCUAUCAAUAAGCCCCAAUGCAAGCCCUAAUGCACCCCUCACUGCUCUCCCUAGCUACACCCCCAAUCGCUACACCCCCUCCCCCCUCGUUACACCCAUUUUGAGCUCAUAACGAGAGUAUCAAAGGGCAACCCAAGAGGUAGAGCAGAUCAAAGCAAACAUAAACUCGCUGACAUUGGAGGUUACAGUUAUUUGCCUGAUUUCUGUAACAGCUACGGUCCGGGUACAUGUUCAGGUUACGUAAACAUGGAAUGUUUCUCAACAUAAGGUGGCGUUCUUACGUCUCGGCAGUAUGGAUCAGGUCAUCGACAUGUUGCAUCAGUGGCUAGCAGGGACGGACACAGUUUGCGGUGGGCUGGGGAUAAAGUAGUCCGAAAUCAUGGAUGCUUUUAGAAAUGCAUUUUGUAAUUUUUAUUUUUGUGUGCUGCUACUGACUCAACAGCCCCUACAGUCACAGACAUCCCUAACAACCUCACACAUUCUCAACAACUACAAGCAUCCCACACAUCUCAAAGUCCCACACGUCGCCGAUAGUCUCACACAUCUCUAAAAGUCCCACACUUCUCCAACAGUCCCAGACACCCCCCAACUUCCCCACACAUUCCCCAACAGCCCCAUUCAUCCCCAGCAGCCCCACAGAUUCCUUACAGCCCCACUCAUUCCCAACGGUCCCACACAUCUCUAACAGCCGCACACCAUUCCUUACAGCCCCACUCAAUCCCACACAUCCCCAACAACCCUACACCUCUCCCCGUUCCUUCUCACACCGUGCUGUGUAACCUGACGACUCCUAACACCAUCCCACACACACACAGACCACACGUCAACGUUGAUCCAUUUUCCGUCCUGUGCAUUAAUCUUUCCCAACAUCUGGACGCAAAACAAAUGAACCUAUUGUCUCUUUACUUUACGAUACAGUCGAUGUCACUUCCACUUCGCAUCAAUGUCUGUUGUCCAAGUACACCUGCGGGUGUCACAUUCACUUUUCAUCAAUGUCUGUUGUCCAAGUACACCUGUGGGUGUUGACACAUCCGUAUAGGGAUGUGAGAAAUCAGCCUGUUAGUAAUUCCCGCCUGAACAUAAACAAAAAAUAACACCAAAAAAAAAAAAAAAAAAAAAAAAAACAAAAAAAAAAAAAAAAAAAAAAAAAAAAAAAAAAAAAAAAACCAGCAAAAAACAAGUACACAAUUAUAAUCUAAUUAAUGUGCACUUUUUUUUUUUUUACCAAAAUAAAAAGCUAGUAAACUCAUGUCUUUAACUAUUUUCAUGAUAUGAUUUUCAAUUUAAACAGCUAGGCCUACCACCACCCUCCACUCUUGAACACAUAUUUUUCCAUGACAAAAAAAAUUAGAGCACACAUUUUUAUUUGAAUGAAAGUAUAAUUUAAUAAUUUUUUAUUUAGAUUCGCUAUUUUGAAGUAACGACCCAAAAUUUUGAUUUUUUUUUUUUUUAAAUAUAAUUUUCAGUUAUUUAUUGUGGAAUUAUUAGCUCACAAUGUUUAAAUAAAUUUAAAAAAAACAACACGAAAUUGCUUUAACUCAAGUACAUAUGGGUCUGCGAAGGGUUCUCAGUUAGGUCACGAAGAGGGGUUCUCGAUGGGGUCGCGAGGGGUUCUCAGUUGUGUCUCGGAAGAGUUCUCAAUAGGGUAACAGUUGGGCCUCGAAGGGUUCUUAAGUCUUAAGUGGAUGUUGAAAAAGGUUCUCUUUGGUUUGGGUUCGACGGCUGAAACGGUAAUUAAAAAAAAAAAAAAUAUCUUAUCAAUUUUCCAUAUUUCUUUUUCCACCAAUCUCUUUGAGAUUGAAUUUUCAUUUCUUCAUUAUUUAAAGGAAAAAAAUAAUAAAUAACAAACAUAAUAAAAAUGGUGACACAUGAGAAUUAAAACUAGGCUAGACUUAACCUAAUCCCAACAUCGCAUGAAAUUAAACUGAACUAUUUUAUGCUGCUAAAUAUUUUGUUUUUUAAUGUAUGAGUUCGCAUGUCACUUUGCUUAUAUAAAAAUUUGAACUUUAAAACAAAGGUUGAAACCAAUAUAAACAUAUUCAUACAUUAAACGACCAACUCAGCCUCUUAUUUAACAAUCCAUGUUUCAGGUUGCUAGGAGAUAACGCGCUGUCCCUGGGUGACGUCACUUCCGUAAAUUUAACUAUGUUAAAGGUAUCCUUUUGAAAUAUAAUUUUAUAAGGGACAUAUUUAAUUUUUUUCUUAGCAAAAAGGUCUACGGAGUUGAUAGCCAUCUAUUUAAAUGUAAUGGGAUUUAAUUUAAUGCUAAUUUAAUUUCUUUUAAAAAAGAUUUUAGUUCUGUUAUUUUCUGUAACAAUAAAGAUCAAUAAUAAUUGAUUUAAGAAAAAAAAAAUAUUUUUUGUUCGGACUGGUGUAUUCAUUGUGUUAAAUGCUUUUGUUUUAUUGAUAUUAAAAAUAAUAAUAACAAUUUUUUUAAAAUAAAAAAUUAUAAAAAAAUUUAUUUAAAAAAAAUAACGCAUCACAAAAGUGUGUACAUCAACAUUUCAUUUCUAUGCCAAGUCCAACCACGUUCCAAAUCAAUAAAUAUCCACGCCAAUACCGAACACUCAAUCAACUGGAGCAGAUUUAUCUUGGAGUUCAUCCAAAUUUAAUGUUCAACCUUUUUUUACGUGAAGGAAGAAAUGGCGAAACACCGCUUUGUUCGGCAAACAAUAUUUCAUUCGUUUUUUUCCUUCAAAUUUGCCUUGUCCUUCUGUAUGUCCAUAUAUACAGAGGCGUAGCUUGGUGGGGGCAGUGGGGGACAGAUGUCCCCGGGCGCCAGCUAGUUAGGGGCGCCAAAAUGUGCUUUGAUAAUAUUUUAUUGAUGAAAAUAAUGGAUUUGAGAGUUGAAAAAAAGAAAAAGGGGCGCUAAAAAUGGAUCUUGUCCCCGGGCGCGAAUCUUGUCCCCGGGCGCCAAACACCCUCGCUACGCCACUGUAUAAAUACGUACCUCUUUUCUUACUAAGUUGAGGAAUAAAUUCACAAAAUUUUAGCCGCAAUGAGUUGAAAAGGACCAAUUAUCAUUUUAACACCGAAACUCGUUUAAAUUUAAAGUUAACAAAAUGUACUCAAUUAACGUCAUCAAGAGGGUGGACAUAAUAAAAGGAAUGAUCAUAGUACACCUCUAGCGAAUUUUUAGUCAAUCUUGUAGAGCAGUGUUUCUCAACCAUCCUAAUUCCGCGACCCUUUAAUCGAGUUCCUCUUGUUGCGGCGACACCCAUCACAAAAUUACGUUCGUUGAUACUUCAUAACUUUAGAGUAUAUUUGUUUACCGAUGGUCUUAGGCGACCCCUGUGAUAGGGUCGUUCGACCCCCCAAAGGGGUCACGAUCCACAGGUUGAGAACCGCUGUUGUAGAGGCUCACAUGUCUUAAUGAAGAUAAAAUAUGUUCCAUUUCAGGGCGGCGUUCAGUUCAAUGUCGUGCCUGACUCCAUGAGUGCGGGUAAGAACUUUCCACUUCUAAAACUUCUUUAAAAAAUUUACAUCCAGUCAUUGUAUGCUUUUAGUCAGAUAUAGGAAACACCUGUUUUAGAUUUCUUUCAUCUACGACCUUGCCUAACGUUUGCAACGUCUUACAACCUUGACCCAGUUUUUUUUAAAGAUUCUCAAGCACUUCCCUCGUCUCACCAUCUCUUACUUUUCUCACCGAUUUUAUUUACAAAGGGCCGUUUAAGUUUUGAAUAUAACUAAAAUACGAGAAUGAUCUUGAAACAGAGAAUAAUCUUAACUACUAGAAUGUUCUUAAAUACGAGAAUAAUCUUACAAGUUCAAUACGAAACUAAUAUCAUAAAUAUGAGGAUGAUCUUGAAUGAUUGUGCUGAUAUAACAAAGACAUACAUCUGCUUCACUUUUCAGUUUCGAAAGGCUUUCCAGUCGUCUUCGCAAAAGAAACUUAGUUCAACUCAAACUUUUCAACCCCAAAAUGUUAUGGGAUUGUUUUAGAUCAAUACUAAAAAUUGGACACUCCAACUCCAAAGGCAACUUUGAUGAGUUGUCACGUACGUGUAUAAACUAUUGUUGUGUGUACACGAAACAAAGGAUGCAAUCUGCAGGUGUCAAUUGAAAAGGGGGAAUAAAUGACUAAGGUGACAAAUCUACGUUUCACAAGUCAUUGUUCUAAUAUUUGUACACGUGCCAAAAGUCACUGCCCCUGAUAUGUGUACACACGCAGCAGUCACAUGUGAAAACGUUACACAACACACCACCUCUGACAUGUGUACACAUGCCACAGCACCCAGACCCUGGCAUGUUUACACAUGUCGCAACACCCCCCCCUGAUAUUUGUACCCAUGCCUAGUCCCAACACCUGACGCAUAACACGUGUACACGUUACACACCACAUUGCCCCUGACAUAUGUACAGAUGCCUCCUGACACCAUUCAGUAACACUGACAUGUUCACACAAGAAACGUGUCACAACACACCAUCCGUCACAUGUGUACAUAUGUCACAACACACCACCCGUCACAUGUGUACAUAUGUCACAACACACCACCCGUCACAUGUGUGAAUAUGUCACAACACACCACCCGUCACAUGUGUACAUAUGUCACAACACACCACCCGUCACAUGUGUGCAUAUGUCACAACACACCACCCGUCACAUGUGUGCAUAUGUCACAACACACCACCCGUCACAUGUCUGCAUAUGUCACAACACACCACCAGUCACAUGUGUACAUAUGUCACAACACUACAGUGAGAUCACGCAAGAUUGAACCAGUAAAUGGAAAGCUAGAACCACAGAUUAAAGUAUUACCAGGGCUCUGCUAUUUGAAACACUAUUUUACAAAUAUUUUCGUCAAGUGUAUCAUUUGGACGACAGGCGAUUUUUGGCUAGUGUCCUAUCAGUUACGGAAUAAAGAACAAAAUCUAAUGUCUGCGAAAUCUGGUGCCUUAUACAAACAACUUUAUGUUAAUGAAACAUCAAAGCCCCAGCUUAUCUCAAUAAUACUCUGUUGUCAUGAACUGUCGUUACUUGCUACAAGGUAGAGUGUAAUCAUAUAACAUUCAAUUUAUUUAAUAGCUUUCAGCUAUCGGUUGUACAUGCAUGCAAUUGAGCUAUAAAAAUUAAUUUAAAUUUCAAUUAUUCAGGAUUCGACAUUCGCAUUCCUCCUAAUGUAAAUCUUGUUGAAUUCGAGAAAGUAUUGGAAAAAUGGCGCGAGGAGGCCGGAAGUGACGUCAGUUUCAAAUUUCAUCACGUAUGUCUCUGUGAAUUCGAUGGGAUUAGGGAAAAUUUUUAAUUUGUAAAUACUGACUGUUAAGAUUGAUGACUUCCUUAAAUUUUAACUAACAUAUUGCUCUAUAAUCAAGAAGAAUUAAAAAAAAAAGAUUUAUUCCGAUGCAGAUUAAAUUAUUUUUAAUUCAACUUGGUAGCCGAAAGCAGUGUAAUACUUUUUUUUUUUUAAAUUCCAUUUCUUUUUCAUAUAAAUGCUAUUUAUAUGAGUACAAUGUACGCUAAAAAUAUAUGUACAAAAAUUUUUUUAAAAAAAUUCUAUCUUUUCACAUUCUUCUCAGAAAACUACAAAUGAUCAUAUGACAGCCACAGACGACUCCAGUCCCUGGUGGGUUGCCUUCAACCAAGCGUGUGAUCAACUGUAAGUCAUUUACAUGAAAGGUCUUCUUGUGAAAGGUCUUCUUGUGAAAGGUCUUCUUGUGAAAGGUCUUCUUGUGAAAGGUCUUCUUGUGAAAGGUCUUCUUAUGAAAGGUCUUCUUGUGAAAGGUCUUCUUGUGAAAGGUCUUCUUCUGAAAGGUCUUCUUCUGAAAGGUCUUCUUCUGAAAGGUCUUCUUCUGAAAGGUCUUCUUGUGAAAGGUCUUCUUGUGAAAGGUCUUCUUGUGAAAGGUAUUCUUGUGAAAGGUCUUCUUGUGAAAGGUCUUCUUCUGAAAGGUCUUCUUCUGAAAGGUCUUCUUCUGAAAGGUCUUCUUCUGAAAGGUCUUCUUCUGAAAGGUCUUCUUCUGAAAGGUCUUCUUCUGAAAGGUCUUCUUCUGAAAGGUCUUCUUCUGAAAGGUCUUCUUCUGAAAGGUCUUCUUGUGAAAGGUCUUCUUGUGAAAGGUCUUCUUGUGAAAGGUCUUCUUGUGAAAGGUCUUCUUCUGAAAGGUCUUCUUGUGAAAGGUCUUCUUGUGAAAGGUCUUCUUCUGAAAGGUCUUCUUGUGAAAGGUCUUCUUCUGAAAGGUCUUCUUCUGAAAGGUCUUCUUCUGAAAGGUCUUCUUCUGAAAGGUCUUCUUCUGAAAGGUCUUCUUCUGAAAGGUCUUCUUCUGAAAGGUCUUCUUCUGAAAGGUCUUCUUCUGAAAGGUCUUCUUCUGAAAGGUCUUCUUCUGAAAGGUCUUCUUGUGAAAGGUCUUCUUGUGAAAGGUCUUCUUGUGAAAGGUCUUCUUCUGAAAGGUCUUCUUCUGAAAGGUCUUCUUCUGAAAGGUCUUCUUCUGAAAGGUUCUGAAAGGUCUUCUUCUGAAAGGUCUUCUUCUGAAAGGUCUUCUUCUGAAAGGUCUUCUUGUUUGCAUCUAACAUGUUCAAAUUAUUAAUUUUAAAAAAACAAAAAACAAUCAGCCCUAAACCAUAAGUUAUCAAUCUUGGGAAUUUUUUUUUUUAAAGUGAUUAAAUUAUUACCACUGACGACAAUUCGAAUUAAGAACUGAGCGUGGUUAAUAUCAUUUAUAUCAACUGAUCAUGGGUAAUAUCAGCUUACCAUUGGUAAAAUCAACUUAUCGUGGUUAAUACAAACUUAUCCUGAGUAAUAUCAACUUUUCGUGGGUAAUAUCAACUUAUCAUGGGUAGUAUCAACUUAUGAGGGAUUAUAUCAACUGAUGGCAGGUGAUAUAACUGAUCAUGGGUGAUAUCAACUGAUCAUGGGUAAUAUCAUUUUUGUAAGUUAAUUUUUCAACAAGGAAAAUCAUUUCAAAGCGUGUCUUAAAUCAGGGCGCCAACUCUGGGGCGUGGGAAAGGGGUAAAGAAGGAGCACUGGUUUUUACCUAUAUUGACGAAAGGCUUGUUCGGCCAAAUGUAGUUUGUUUUAAAGAAGGGGAGGGAAUCAUUCUUGACCCGCCCCUGGUGGCACUUACCAUAGCUACACCACUGCACUCAGUACAGCACUGCACCCACUACAGCACUGCACCCACUACAGCACUGCACCCACUACAGCAAUUCGUUGUGUUGUGAAUUUAUUUUUAUAAUUUCUUUCUCACUCUUCCAUCACCUCUUGAUUUCAUUGAAUGAACUCGUUCUACAUUAUAAGAUAUUACCUUUUAAUUCUAAUAAAAUAACAUCACAUAGCUAUUAACAUUAUUUCAUUCUAACCUAUAUUCCUUACAAUUUUAUCCUACUUAUUAGUAUGCAACAUGAAACUGUGUUAUCCUGGUUUGGGAGAUAAGUUCAUUAAUUGAUCCCAAGCACGAAGAAUUAUAAUCGAAAACGAUUUUCAUCUUGGCUGUCAUCGACUUCAACAACAACUUUUCGGACCAUGAAUAAUUUACGAUGAAGCCAUGGUCAUGCCACUGCACAGACGCACAGUUUGAUAGGACCACAUGCCGCCAGUGUGAGAAUGCCCGCGGCCCUCCGUUAAAACCAUGUUGUUAUUCCCCCCCCCCCCCUCAAUCCUCCACAUGAAGCAUCUGCCAGCGUUAUCAGAGGGAAGCUCUUCCUCUCCCGUGUGUAAGAUGAAGCCAUGGUCAUGCCACUGCACAGACGCCAAGUUUGAUAGGACCACAUGCCGCCAGUGUGAGAAUGCCCCCGGCCCCCCGUUAAAACCAUGUUGUUUUUCCCCCCCCCCCCUCAAUCCUCCACAUGAAGCAUCUGCCAGCGUUAUCAGAGGGAAGCUCUUCCUCUCCCGUGUGUACAACACUGUAUGAAAUAUUAUUGUUAUGACGAACAUCCGCGACAGCUGGGGGCGAGAGUAGGACUGGAUGACGUAAAGGUCAAAACAACAAAUGAAAGUAACAGAAGAAUGUAACACUUCAUCGUGUGAAAAUGUUGGUAAACAUUUCUUAGUGUGUAAUGCAGCAGCGUUGAUGAUCAUUCCUAAUGACCCAUCAAUAAUUCACCCCACAAACUGUACCUCCACAGAUGUUCAAGAAAUUAUCAACCAAAAAGAAAAGGCGAUGUGGGGAGGGGAAUGUUUUACUUUUGACAGUUCAGGACAACUAUUGGCUUUGGGAUAACCUGCCAUAAGUGAAUGUUAUCUAUUUAUGCUUCAUUCAAAACAACACAAUGGUGCGUUGGUAUUAUGAAUAAUGUUCAGUACCUUGAGUUACUCCAAUCUACAUUGUUCCACAAGGUCUGACGUUAGCACUGUUCCAAGUGUCUUAUUUAUUUUCCAAUAGUGUUGAAAACGUUAAUCUUCACCAAUGUCUGGGGCUAAUCUUCACCAAUGUCUGGAGCUAAUCUUUACCAACGUCUGGGGUUAAUCUUUACCAGUUUCUGGGGCUAGUCUUCACCAAUGUCUGGGGCUAAUCUUAUCCAGUGUCUGGGACUAAUCUUCACCAAUGUCUGUUGCUACGUGCUAAUCUUCACCAGUGCCUUGGGCUGUAUAUAUAAUCUUCACUAAUGUCUGAGGCUAAUCUUCACCAAUGUCUGGGGCUAAUCUUCGACAAUGUCUGGGGGCUAAUCUUCGACAAUGUCUGGGGCUAAUCUUCACCAAUGUCUGGGGCUAUUUUUAAUGACUCUUCUAUCUCCGUCCUUUAGGAUGUCCUUUGGCACAGAUGAACUCGACAUGCUUGGGAAGAUCGCUUCAAAGGGCGACAAUAGGGGCUAAUUGUUGAAACAAUGAACUAUUUAAAUAUCCUGCCUUAUUGAGAUGUCUUGAUUGAUUUUCUCCCUUGUUUCAGGGGAAUCACUUUGAGAAAAGAGAUCUUUCCGGCAGGGACGGAUGGUAGAAAUCUUCGCAUGGUAUGUAUGAGUGGUGCAUUUUUUGGUGUCGGGGGGGGGGGGGGGUGUGUGGGGGGGGGGCAACCCACGGGGGCCAAGGGUUCUUUUGGGGAAAAAAAAUAAACAUGUAGAGCACUAAGAACAUGUAUGUAGAAGAUGUUACAAGUGCAUUGAGGCGAUGUAUAACUUGUGGGUAGAAGAUGUUACAAGUGUAUUGAGGCGAUGUACAACUUGUGGGUAGAAGAUGUUACAAGUGUAUAGAGGCGAUGUAUAACAUAUGUAGCUGAUGUAUUGAGUGCGAGAAGUUGUAAUAAAUAAGUAGAAGAUGUUACAAGUGUUGUGAGACGAUGUACAAAUUAUAGGUAGAAGAUGUUACCAAUGUAGUGAGACGAUGUACAACUUGUGGGUAGAAGAUGUUACAUGUGAAGUGAGACUAUGCAUAACUUGUGGGUAGAAGAUGUUACAUGUGUUUAGUGAGACUAUGUACAACUUGUGGGUAGAAGAUGUUACAAGUGUAGUGAGACGAUUUACAACUUGUGGGUAGAAGAUGUUAGAUGUGUAGUGAGACUAUGUACAACUUGUGGGUAGAAGAUGUUACAUGUGUAGUGAGACGAUGUACAACUUGUGGGUAGAAGAUGUUACAUGUGUAGUGAGACUAUGUACAACUUGUGGGUAGAAGAUGUUACAUGUGUAUUGAGACUAUGUACAACUUGUGGGUAGAAGAUGUUACAUGUGUAGUGAGACUAUGUACCACUUGUGGGUAGAAGAUGUUAUAUGUGUAUUGAGACGAUGUACAACUUGUGGGUAGAAGAUGUUACAUGUGUAGUGAGACUAUGUACAACUUUUGGGUAGAAGAUGUUAGAUGUGUAGUGAGACUAUGUACAACUUGUGGGUAGAAGAUGUUACAUGUGUAGUGAGACGAUGUAGUAAUAACGUGCGGCGUUACGAAAGAAGAACAUGUAGAAAGGGUUAUUUGCAUCGUCUCACUGCAUGAUAUGUUGAGUUAAGCUCUCACUCGAACCCUUGAACGAAUGUCAUUGAUCCUUAUAGUGACCAUCAGUGUUGUGUUUAAUACGGAGUUGUGUUGGCAAUGUGGCAUUUUGACUUUCCUAGGUCGUAAUAGGGGUGUACUGGGGGAUGAAGUAGGUGAGUUGUGCUGGCAGUGUUGUAUUUUGACUUUACGACGGUGUAAUGGGGUGUGGACAGUAAGAUGAACUAAAUGAAUUUUACUGAGAGGGUAACUGUUGAGAGGGUAACUGUUGACAGGGUAACUGUCGAGACGGUAACUGUCGAAAGGGUAACUGUUGAAAGGGUAACUGUUGAGAGGGUAACUGUUGAGAGGGUAACUGUUGAGAGGGUAACUGUUGAGAGGGUGACUGUUGAGAGGGUGACUGUUGAGAGAGUAACUGUUGAGAGGGUAACUGUUGAGAGGGUAACUGUUGAGAGGGUAACUGUUGAGGGGAUGGGAUGUAGCAGAUUGAUUUUCAAGACAUUUCGUUUUUAAUUCAUUUUGGUUUAAAAAACGUGCAUACAUCUACAUGUACCAACAUAUACCAACAUAUUCCUUGCUAAAUCCAGUUUGCGCUCAUGUUUAACUCAUUUCAUCAGAACCAUCCAACUCUUAAAAUAACAUUUCUGACCUAGGUUUGCAUUGAUUGUUCUACAGCUCAACAUUCCAGUCCUGGGUUUCUCACCAAUGAACCGGACACCUGUGCUCCUCCAUGACCACAACGAGUUCCUCAACGAAAAGGUCUUCGAGCGAGGCGUGGACAUUUACGCGCAGGUCCUGCAAGCUCUCGCCAAUGUUUGAGGCGUCGCUUAGAGUUACGCCUCUUGGUUGAUCUGAUUACACAGACCAUGAAACCCGACACUCACCGUAAUGAAACCACCACUCGUCGUAUUGAAAGAGAAAUCAAUUUGAUGAUUGCGCCUCGUAUUUUUAAUUUAACAGAAAUAAUUGUAUUCGGGUUAUCAAAAUAACCAAUACGUGUCAUAAGCAGAGUGUUAAAAUAAUCGAAUAUGCAAUAUACCUUUUUUUAAAAUAAAGUCAAUUGUGGGAUAAUGUAUUUGAUUUAGCUUUUACAUACGGCGAUGAAAGGGAAGUGUGUUAGAAAUAUCCUCAAAUAUCGUUUACAUUAUAUAUAUAUUUUUUUAAUGCUUGAAACGUUUGUACAUUUUCUUUGUAAACCACAUAUUUAAACUAAGUUAUAAAGUAAUAUAAGAGCAUAUUUAAAUUAAAUUAAAUAAUGUUCUAGUCCAGUGGUUCUUAACCUUCCUAAUGCCGCGACUCUUCAAUACAGUUUCUCAUGUCGUGACGACCCCCAGCCACACAAUUAUUUUCGUUGCUACUUAAUAGCUGUAAGUAUAUGUUUUUUUUUCAGAUGGCCUUAGGCGACCCCUGGGAUAGGGUCGUAUGACCCUCAGGGUUCGUGACCCAAAGGUUGAGAACUGCUGUCAAACUAUGUCAGGUUUCUUGGCGUAGUAUGUUGUCAUGCGCUCAGCCAGGCACAAGCUGGUAGGAAUAAAUUUAUUUCCAGAGACAGAUUUUUAUAACGUCUCUUUAGGUUUAUAUAAAAAGUGUUUAAGAAGGUCUCUUUGGGUUUCCAUAAUUACUUAUGUUUCCGUGGCUGAACGGUAAGAUGAUUUGAUGUCCAUGACUGAGCAGUAAGAUGACUUGAGUGUCCAUGACUGAUCAGUAAGAUGACUCGAGUGUCCAUGACUGAGCAGUAAGAUGACUUGAGUGUCCAUGACUGAGCAGUAAGAUGACUCGAGUGUCCAUGACUGAGCAGUAAGAUGACUCGAGUGUCCAUGACUGGGCAGUAAGAUGACUUGAGUGUCCAUGACUGAGCAGUAAGAUGACUCGAGUGUCCAUGACUGAGCAGUAAGAUGACUCGAGUGUCCAUGACUGAGCAGUAAGAUGACUCGAGUGUCCAUGACUGAGCAGUAAGAUGACUCGAGUGUCCAUGACUGAGCAGUAAGAUGACUUGAGUGUCCAUGACUGAGCAGUAACAUGACUUAAAUUUCCAUGAUUGAGCAGUAAGAUGAGUUGUGUGUCCGUAACCGAAUAAAAAUGUGUGUUUUAAUUAUAAGUUAGACAGUGGGUUGGUAUUAAUUUGGCUGUCAGUUAUAAGUUAGACAGUGGGUUGGUAUUAAUUUGGCUGUCAGUUAUAAGUUAGACAGUGGGUUGGUAUUAAUUUGGCUGUCAGUUAUAAGUUAGACAGUGGGCUGGUAUUAAUUUGGCUGUCAGUUAUAAGUUAGGCAGUGGGCUGGUAUUAAUUUGGCUGUCAGUUAUAAGUUAGACAGUGGGUUGGUAUUAAUUUGGCUGUCAGUUAUAAGUUAGACAGUGGGCUGGUAUUAAUUUGGCUGUAAAUUAUAAGUUAGACAGUGGGUUGGUAUUAAUUUGGCUGUCAGUUAUAAGUUAUACAGUGGGCUGGUAUUAAUUUGGCUGUCAGUUAUAAGUUAGACAGUGGGUUGGUAUUAAUUUGGCUGUCAGUUAUAAGUUAGACAGUGGACUGGUAUUAAUUUGGCUGUCAGUUAUAAGUUAGACAGUGGGUUGGUAUUAAUUUGGCUGUCAGUUAUAAGUUAGGCAGUGGGCUGGUAUUAAUUUGGCUGUCAGUUAUAAGUUAGGCAGUGGGCUGGUAUUAAUUUAGCUGACAGUUAUAAGUUAGACAGUGGGCUGGUAUUAAUUUGGCUGACAGUUAUAAGUUAGACAGUGUGUUUGUUUUAAUACGGCUGUCAGUUUUUGUAAACGGGGAGGGGGGCAUACCUUUACAACUGCUUGGCACCACAAUUCAGAUGAUCAACGUGCUGAGAUAAAUCUUCUGGACGCUGCACACGGUUCCAAUAAUUGAUAUUACCGACAAGGAUGAAGUUAUAUCAUUUCUCGUAAACAAGAGCCAAAAUAAUAAACUUAAUCAAAAAAGAAAAAUAGUGAUCAUUUAUUUAAAAACCAAACAAACAAACGCGUGCCAUGAUACGAAUAAAAUAGCCGUAGAGUAAAAGUUUUUAAACGGUGGUAAAAUUAUGACGUAAUGAUAGAGCGGCACGGACAGCUUAUCGGAUCUCCCAGCUGAACCAGGUUGAUACCUUGUGUUAAGAGCCUAAUGGGGAAACGUGUCGAGUUUCUGUUGGCUGCGUCAUCGCGGGCAGUUGAGAUUAGUGGGAGUUAUGGCCCGUUGCUGAAGGACUUUGUCAAUAUAGAUUGGCAUUAAAAAAAAUAUCUAACAAUCCUUGCAUGCCGACUUUCACAGGAUACAGAUUAAAGCAAUAGUGCCGUUAUGCAAGCUCCUGAAGCCGAUAUUAUUGGAUAUCAUUAAACUAAUGUGUGGAUUUAUUUUUAAAAAGAAGAUCUUAAUACAUAUUUUUUUAAACGUUAUACAAAAUAAUUUAAAGAAAAAAAAUAUUUUCCAAAAGUUGACUAAAAGAAUAAAACAAAUAAAGUUUUUUUUUUUUUUUUUUAAAGGGUUUGGGGGGGGGGGGGGGGGUUUUUUUUUUUUUUUUUUUUUUUUAAGGGGUUGGGGGGGGGGGGGGGAGGGUCUUUAAUUUUAUACUGUUUUAUUGUAUACCUUUUUUGUCUUGGAAGAUAUAAAACACAAAAUAAUAUAAUGGAACAUGAUUUAAGAAGUGUCUAAAAUAUAAUGUGACAAAACCACCCAUAAAAACAAAGUUUGUCGUGCAAAUUCUUUAGAGAAUAUAAUAAUCGAGCAACGGGGGGGGGGGGGGCUGAAAGUCAUAUUAACAUGCUAUGAAAGGGGAUUUUUUGGGGGCUGCGCAGGAUUAGUCACAUCAGGCCCUUCCUAACAAUUGAUGCAACAAAGAGGCUGAUGUCUGCAUUUGUGCUAUCACGCAUGGACUAUUGCAAUGCUCUCAUGGUGGGUCUUCCAGCUACGCUCCUGGAUAAAAUUCAAAUAGCACAGAAUAAUGCGGCUCGCAUAGUUCUCCGCAAACGCAAAUUUGACCAUGCCAAAACACUUCUGAGAGAGUUGCAUUGGCUGCCGGUGCGUGCUCGCAUAGAGUACAAAAUCGCAACUUUGUGCUACCGCUGCUUACAUGACCUGGCGCCGUCCUAUCUGAAAGAGCUGCUGACGCCUUAUGUACCCAGUAGAGAGCUCCGCUCAUCCGAUAGUGGCAAACUCUCGACACCACGUGUUUGCCUUGAGACUUACGGAAAGCGCACUUUCGCAUUUGCUGGUCCAACAAUUUGGAACGCCCUUCCUGUCGAUCUUAGAAACAACCAGACACUGGAGUCCUUUAAAACCGAUCUAAAGACACAUCUAUUUCGCAAAUACCUUCUGGGAUGAUUGUCUACCUUAUUUUCCAGUUAAUGCAUAAUGGCUGUGUUGCUCCGGGUUGAAAUGGCUAGAAAGACUUUGACAUUGUAUGCUUGUAAUUAGUUUUUGUAGUGUUGCGUUUGUUUUAAAUGUGGUUAAUUAUAGAUAUGUUUUUUGUUGACUUUGUACCGCGCUUCGAGCCUUUGGGGAUGAAGCGUGUUUUUGAAAUGAACUUUAUUAUUAUUAUUAUUAUUAAAAUUCGAGGAAACAUGCAUUCAAGUAACGCACUUUAUAAGAAACCCAAAUAGUUCUUCACCCCCCACCCCCACCCCCUUUUAGGUAUUGCUACCGCACACAUUAUUUCAAGCCUCUGAACUAUGUAAAUACAGAUUUGUUACACCAAAAAUCUUAGAAAAACUAAAGAAAAUACGAAGCACCAAAAGCACUUUAGCGCAGUUAUCGGGAAUCUCAUUUCCAAAAAUCAGUGUGAUCCUUAUUUCCUUCCUUUUCCAAUUGAAAAAAGAGGAGACAAAACUGAUUUUUGGGUGAUUUUGGGGAGCGGCUCGAAAUUUGACAGAAUCUGUUGUCAUCGGUAACGAGUCUAGGUGCCAAGUUUCAGCUGCACCAGUUGACGGGAAGUGGGUCAAUUAGACUUCCGAAGAUUUUUGCCACAAACCCCAAAAGAAACACACGAACGAAAGCGAAAUUAACAGAAAGGAUUGAAUGGAGCAACCCUUGGAAACGUAGUUUCUCAUCUAAAUCCUUGGUAUGCAUCUUUUAUUAUUUUACUUUAUAGCAAUAUUUUAAUGACCCAUCCGCUUUUACACCACUAUUUAUUCCACCAACUAUUUUAGAAAAAAAAGCCAAAAAGAAACAUUGCGCACUAAACUCACUUGCGCUAUUUAAAAAAAAAAUCUCAUUUUGCGCAGUUAUUUGGAGUUAUAUUUCGUAAAAUCAUUGUCAUCAUAUUUCUUUUUUUUUUUUUUUUUUUGCGAAACAGGAAAACAUGAUUUUGAGGGGUUGGGGUAAGAAGCGGGGCAAAAAAAUUGAAAGAACGUGUUGUCAUGGGCAACGAGUCUAUGUGUCAAGAUUUGUUUUUUUUUUUUUUUUUUUUUUUUUUUUUUUUGCGAAACAGGAAAACAUGAUUUUGAGGGGUUGGGGUAAGAAGCGGGGCAAAAAAAUUGAAAGAACGUGUUGUCAUGGGCAACGAGUCUAUGUGUCAAGUUUCAGCUCGAUAGGUUGAGGAGAAGUGGGUCAUUGGCCGUCCGAUGAUUUUGCCACACACCCAGCCAGCCAGAAACACAAGAACAAAAGCGAACUUAAUAUUAAAGAAGGAAAGAGUAGAACAAGGUAUGUGGAAGCUUGUAUGAAAAGACAGGACAAGAAGAAAAGAACGUUUGGGCUAAGAGUCUUCCUUAGCAGGCAGGACGAAGAAAAAUAUGACGCGAAAUAGAAACUAGUGAAAACUUAAGAUAUCGCCAUUGUUGUUGCCGGAAGUUGAAAUUUUACAAAAUGUCAGCUUUGAAAGUGGUAAUACUUCAUACGUAAUAUUCUGUGCUUAGUGAGUGGAAAUAUCGUGAACGCAGUAGAUGCACGGGUUACGCUAAAUUGGUCUCAGCAAGUUAGUGCGAUGGGAGGAGAGGUGAAAGGUUAGUGGUGACCUUACUGUGGUAAACAUCUUGUUGGUCAUUGUUGGUUUGUAUCGAGAACGAGUAACCCUGGAUAAAGAAAACGCUGUAGUGAAAUCCAGAUGUCUCUAUCCCUUUCCGUUCCUGGAUAUCCGCAGAGGUCACUCAAUGGUCAGUGAAGGUUUGGAUUGUCGUUUGGAUUUCAGCUAAUGGAGUUCAUGAAUUUUGUCAAAAUUGAGAUGCAAGAUUUGACCCACAGGAUUCCCUUAAGGGUGAGUGGAGAUCAUUGGUGACCCACUGAUCAUCAAAGGUUGUAUUGUCAUCGGGAGGGGGUAAGUGUGCAAAGUUUCAGCUCAAUUGAAGAUCAGGAAGCGGGUCAAAAUUUGAGAGGUCAAAGUUGACCACGCGCAAGCUAGACAUGGGUCAAAAUUGAAAGGUCAAAGUUGACCACACGCAAGCUUGAUGUGUGUCAAAAUUGAGAGGUCAAAGUUGACCACGCACAAGCUAGACGUGGGUCAAAAUUGAGAGGUCAAAGUUGACCACACACAAAUUUCAUGUGGGUCAAAAUUGAAAGGUUAAAGUUGACCACACACAAGCUUGAUGUGUGUCAAAAUUGAGAGGUCAAAGUUGACCACGCACAAGCUGUACGUGGGUCAAAAUUGAAAGGUCAAAGUUUGACCACACACAAUCUAGACGUGGGUCAAAUCUGAGAGGUCAAAGUUGACCACACACAAGCUAGACGUGGGUCAAAAUUUAGAGGUCAAAGUUGACCACACACAAGCUUGAUGUGGGUCAAAAUUGAAAGGUCAAAGUUGACCACACGCAAGCUUGAUGUGUGUCAAAAUUGAGAGGUCAAAGUUGACCACGCACAAGCUAGACGUGGGUCAAAAUUGAGAGGUCAAAGUUGACCACACACAAAUUUCAUGUGGGUCAAAAUUGAAAGGUUAAAGUUGACCACACACAAGCUUGAUGUGUGUCAAAAUUGAGAGGUCAAAGUUGACCACGCACAAGCUGGACGUGGGUCAAAAUUGAGAGGUCAAAGUUGACCACACACAAGCUUGAUGUGGGUCAAAAUUGAAAGGUCAAAGUUGACCACACACAAGCUAGACGUGGGUCAAAAUUGAAAGGUCAAAGUUUGACCACACACAAUCUAGACGUGGGUCAAAUCUGAGAGGUCAAAGUUGACCACACACAAGCUAGACGUGGGUCAAAAUUUAGAGGUCAAAGUUGACCACACACAAGCUUGAUGUGGGUCAAAAUUGAAAGGUCAAAGUUGACCACACGCAAGCUUGAUGUGUGUCAAAAUUGAGAGGUCAAAGUUGACCACGCACAAGCUAGACGUGGGUCAAAAUUGAGAGGUCAAAGUUGACCACACACAAAUUUCAUGUGGGUCAAAAUUGAAAGGUUAAAGUUGACCACACACAAGCUUGAUGUGUGUCAAAAUUGAGAGGUCAAAGUUGACCACGCACAAGCUGGACGUGGGUCAAAAUUGAGAGGUCAAAGUUGACCACACACAAGCUUGAUGUGGGUCAAAAUUGAAAGGUCAAAGUUGACCACAAACAAGCUUGAUGUGGGUCAAACUUGAGAGGACAAAUUGACCACACACAAGCUUGAUGUGGGUCAAAAUUGAGAGGUCAAAGUUGACCACACACAAGCUUGAUGUAGGUCAAAAUUGAGAGGUCAAAGUUGACCACACACAAGCUUGAUGUAGGUCAAAAUUGAAAGGUCAAAGUUGACCACACACAAGCUAACUCAAAAGAAAAAAAAAAAAGAUUAUUCCUGUCCAUAAGUGUUUCCACUUGACCCCAAUUUAAAAGCAGAACAUUCAUUUGUUAGGCAGGCUUCUACAUCUCCAUUCAUUGACACGCGCUAGUUUACCGGCUCAACGUAAAGCUUAGUCAUUGGAUCAAAUAAAAUAACGCUGACUUCAGGAAAUGAGAAAAUAAAACUACAUUUUUAAAAUCUUCUUUUACAAUGACAAAUGGGCGGCUUCUUUCAGAUCUCCGUACAUCUUGACUGUGAUAGACAUGAAAUGUUCAAUAAUUUUGGGUAAGACCUAUCUGAAGUAUUCACCUUUGUAUGUGCCGUUUGGAUUUUAUGCAGAACUAAGUUUGCUUUUAAAUCUAGAUUUAAAAAAAAAAUCAACCUUAUUUUUAUACGCAUUUAAAUUCUGAAACUUUAAAUUUGUCUCUUUAAUUAUUAGACUAAGCUCUCUAUUUUGUCCGCAGAGAUUUGCAGCCAACAAACAAAACAGGCGUCAUGUUUCAGUUUGGUCCACUUGACAAAAUUGUGUAGACCUCUUGACUCAUUGGCAUUAGAACGAACUUUUACGACCAUGGAACACCGUGGUCUGGUGCUAACCAACAAAGAUGUAAUCGAUUUGAUGUAAUCGAAGGGUAAUAAAUUUAACAAAACCCCACAGUGGGAUUUAAAGAGAGAGAAAAAUGAAAUAUUCCAAUCAUUUCCGAUGCCAGCAGAUUACCAUGGGCAAACAGAGAAGUCGGAUAGCUAAUGGGAUUGCAGCUGAAAAUCGUUUGAUUGUGUUAGCAUUGUUAUCGGGGGAGUGGUGUUGCCGUUGUCAGGCUCAAACGGGUUCUACCUUUAAAAAAAACAAAAAACUAAAUAAACAAAAAAAAAAAACUUCAGUGUUCAUGCGCUUGCAUUUAUUGUAUUUUUAUAACGAAUUUUGUGCAAGGUUUGAUUUAACAAGUGAUUAAAGCUGUAAAUAAAUGAAUUCAUUAUUUAAUUCAGUAUUUGUGUAUCAUGUCUAUUCAAUUAUACACUCACGCAGUUCAGAGCUUAGCAAUCUAUCCUUAGACUUCUAUUUAUUGUAAACAUUUUAGCGCCUAAACAUCUGGCCUAUAUUGUGGUUCUAAUUUGUAGACUUAAGAUCAUAUUAUGUUUAUGUACGUGUUAAAUUACACAGGCCAUAAAAUACCAAGACCGGAUCCCAGACGCAAAUAAAUUUAUGACACGUCCCGUGUUAUGUUAGAUGUUGUAAAUUAUCAUCAACUGAGCAUAGACUGGGUUUUUCUAAUAACACUUGUCGAUCGAAGAAACAUGUUCGUAAUCUCUAAUCAACCCACUGCUGUAAAUUGAAUGGAAAUUUGGCAAGAUCUCAACAAAUGUCAGGAUUGUUGUAAUUUCCCUUGGAUUAAUAUUGUGCUUGCUUCCCUUGGGUUUUAAUAAUUAAUUUCAUAAUGGGACCACGUAGUGAAGCAGUUCAAAGUGGCACACGGAUAGUGCCAAUACCUUUCAAGGGAUAUUUUAGAAGUUUUAAGACGAUUGCAAUGUACACAUACUCAGCGCCAUACAGAGGACGACAUUAAAUCAUUCCGGGCUAAUGUGGAGCUAACGUGGAACUAAUGUGGAGCUAUAAUGUCAAACAAAUGUGGAACUACUGUAAGGCUAAUGUGGAACUAAUGUGAGACUAAUGUGUAACUACUGUGAAACUAAUGUGGAACUACUGAGAAACUAAUGUGGAACUACUGUGAGACUAAUGUAGAACUACUAUGAAACUAAUGUGGAACUACUGGGAAACUCAUGUGGAACUACUGUAAGACUAAUGUAGAACUACUGUAAGACUAAUGUGGAACUACUGGGAAACUAAUGUGAAACUACUGAGAAAAUAAUGUCAUACAUUUGAAACUAAAGGUGAACAAUUGUGGAUGCAAUUAAAUGUGUACGUAAUUUCAAGUACAUGUUUUUGAGCAUAUACAGGUACGUGCCUUUGAAGACUGAAAGUUUGAACAGUUCAACUUUAUAAAAAAACAACAACUGACAAAACCCUUUAAAUAGGCCGCUCUAAGGUCUGAGGACCGUAUCAAAAUGGCCGGCCGCUCUAAGGUCUGAGGACCGUAUCAAAAUGGCCGGCCGCUCUAAGGUCUGAGGACCGUAUCAAAAUCGCCAAUAAAGAAAGACAAAGAAAUACGUUGAAGGAAACGUUAUUAGAUUUUUGUAAGGCUUGAGGUGCUCCAACAAAGAUGAUCCAACAAAGAUGAUCCAACAAAGAUGAUCCGACAAAAAUGAUCCAACAAAGAUGAUCCAACAAAGAUGAUCCGACAAAAAUGAUCCAACAAAGAUGAUCCGACAAAAAUGAUCCAACAAAAAUGAUCCGACAAAAAUGAUCCAAUAAAAAUGAUCCAACAAAGAUGAUCCGACAAAGCUGCUCCAACAACUAGCUCUUCUUCUUCUUCUUCUUUAUUUUGAGGGCCCACGAUCAAUGAAUUGAUCACUCUGGCUCCUUUUGUUCAGACAGGAAGUGAAUAGAUCUAAAGAAGCGAAAAAGUAGGUAAAACGUGUCCAGUAGCGGUGGAGGUAACCUAGUUUAAAAAGGUUGUUAAAUUGGUGAAAACCUUGGGGAAACUCAGUUGGUGGCGUUCUGUGGCACUUAGUGCAUCGACGUAAAAUGUCACUGUAUCACUGCGACUUAGUGCGUCUACAUAAAAUGUGGCGAUAUUUUUUUUAAUGGUUUUGCAGCUUUAACAAAAAUGUUUAUGGAAAGCGGGAGGGGUAAGGGUGUGAGAUAUCGAGAAAACCCGAAGGAAUAAUUUUUUCCAAAAUAUAAUUUUAUGUUAUAGAUUGAAAGAAUAAUCAUAAUUGUAAAAAAAUUAAAUAUCUUGAAGGCUACUGCGUAAACCUAACCCAGACUGCAUGUGUUGAAGGAUCGCUCUUCUAUCCCAAUUCAAUGCAGUGUCAUUCGUCUGCUAACUGUUUUUGCCUGUCCAGAAAGCUGUUGCAAGAAAAAAAAAAUCAAUAUUUAAUAUCCGAAACCUGGGAGAAAUUCUACACCAUGCAUACUGCUGGAUGGCUGGAUGGCUGGAUGGCUGGAUGGCUGGAUGGCACAUGCAGCUCGCCGGAUGGCAGUAACGGGUUGAUUUAAGGAUUUGUUUCAAGGGCGGUUCCUUGUCCUGUAUGAUACUUAAAAACGACUCUUCUCUAGCACGUGCCUGUGAGACUGGGAUCACGAUCGUUGGAGUCUGGGCGAAGGCUUCAAAUAAUGAGAAGGAAUAAUAUGCCUUCAUACAACACCGACACACACAAUCAUACACACAGCUACACAUACAAAUGGUUAUUUUGCUCGAUACAUACACGUUAUCAGAAAUAUUGUUUCAGUGUUGUUGUUUUUUUACCCUUUUUUAAAAUCCCGUGACUGUUUUGUGUACCCCAUAAAAGAACAUUGGCGUGGCUGGUUAACUUUUUUUUAUGUCUUAUAAUUUCUUGGAGCAUUUCCAUGUCAACUAAUACCACGCAAAAUAUUGAUUCCUGGUGAAAAUAACACCAAAGUUCAAAGUUCAACUUUAGUCAUAUGUGAAAUUAUAUGACAUUCACUGCAAGUGAAAGUAGUGUAUUAAAUAUACACAAAUAACACACCACACUGCUCCCAAUUACUCCCCUCCCCCUUAUUCUAAACUUGAAAAUUCCGCCUUCUUCCGUUUGAGAAUCACUGAAAUAGGAGCCCAUACUUGUCCAGUUUUGGCAAAGAAGUAUGUAAGGGACGGUAUUUAGUUUUUAAAUAAAUCAUAUUUGUUAAGGUCUUACCUCCCGCAUUUAUUUAAUAUAAUUUACCGGUUUAUUAUUAAAAAAAGGGGGGUGUUUAAAAAAAAAAAUCAAGUAGGUCUACAUCAAAUGUAUAUUAUUCAAUCAACAUAGCCCUUUAUUAAAAUAGACCAUUUUAUCAUAGUAUUUAAGUUAGUCCUGUCUGACUUAGACCAAAUAAAUAGACCAGAAUUUGUUAACAACAACUACACUCAAAAUAUUACGCAAGAAAAAAAAAAGUGUUGGGGGGCGAAAGUGGGGUGGGGGUGGGGUGGGGUGGGGGGAGUUAAUAAGGACAAUGUUGAUGUAAUAAAAUUAGAAUGUAUUAAAAUGAAAAAUGAACUGCAUCAUAUUGUUGUUAUGCAGUUUAAGCCAUUGGUUCCUAUUGAUCAAGCCCUGCGUCUGCAACCCUACCGUCUCUACGACCCUACCUUACGACCCUGUCUACGACAAGGAGCAACCAAGUCGCCGAUCGCGAUUGUCAGUCAUGUAAGGAAUCCUGCAGGCAAAUUUCUGGCGUAUGAUAUUGCUUGAGUUUGGAUAAAAUUAUUUAGAGAACCCCGCAUGCAUAUUUCUAGAGUACGGCUUGGUCAUUUUUAUAGAAUGGAGUACGGCUUGGUCAUUUUUAUAGAAUGGAGUACGGCUUGGUCAUUUUUAUAGAAUGGAGUACGGCUUGGGCAUUUUUAUAGAAUGGAGUACGGCUUGGUCAUUUGUAUAGAAUGGAGUACGGCUUGGGCAUUUUUAUAGAAUGGAGUACGGCUUGGUCAUUUUUAUAGAAUGGAGUACGGCUUGGUCAUUUUUAUAGAGAGGAGUACGGCUUGGUCAUUUUUGUAGAAUGGAGUACGGCUUGGUCAUUUCUAUAGAAUUGAUUACGGCUUGGUCAUUUUUAUAGAAUGGAGUACGGCUUGGUCAUUUUUAUAGAGAGGAGUACGGCUUGGUCAUUUUUGUAGAAUGGAGUACGGCUUGGUCAUUUCUAUAGAAUGGAGUACGGCUUGGUCAUUUUUAUAGAAUGGAGUACGGCUUGGUCAUUUUUGUAGAAUGGAGUACGGCUUGGUCAUUUUUAUAGAAUGGAGUAUGGCCUUGUCAUUUUUAUAGAAUGGAGUACGGCUUGGUCAUUUUUAUAGAAGGGAGUACGGCUUGGUCAUUUUUGUAGAAUACCCUACCACUCACUCUAGGACUUCACGUUGGGCGAAAAAUACAAAGAAACUGACCCCCACCCCUCCCCAAACUAAAAACAAUGUUAGCAAAAACAAAACACUAAAUAUCCGACGGGGGACCAAUGGACAAACGACUGCCCAUUGAAACUGGACGCUGCAGAAAGUAGCCCUCAUUGGCGUAGAAGCUAUAUAAUAGACAGAAGUCGCGUUGCUCGACCAAGCCGCCGUCAGACUAAGUGAAGAACGGUGUACACAAACACCCUAACCACCGAGUCGAGUUUCUUUCAAACAUUGGUCAACAUCAACUUAGCCUUGAAAAAAAUAAACUACAAUGGUAUGUCAAGUGUGCUGUAAUCUGGUAAUAAGGAUAACGAACACUUUAACAUGUAGGCUGUCCUCAUGCAGCGUGCCUUAUCGUUUGGCCCAUGCUUUUGUUAUGCAUUAAACAUGUAAAUAAAUAUAGUUUAAUGAUAUUAUGCAGAAAAGAUAACAAAAUAUUUUGUUCCAAGAGGACCCUUACUUCCAGUAUCAGUAAUAUUAUUAAGUUUUGAAUGGGAAACAGCUGUUAAGAUAGGGUUAGUGCUGCCAGAGGCGGGCAAAGAAUUUGCGAAACAAAAACUCUGACGUUGGCCGGAUACACCGCUCCUCCAUAUUAAUGAAAAGGUAACACCCCCCCCCCCAACCCGGCCGCCCCUUGUCCUACCCCCCUGCUGGGCAAGACAAUUUAAACCGUUAAUUUCUAAUAUGACCGAAAAAAUUUUUAAAACGAUUGCUUUGAUAUAAAUUUUAAAAAACAGGGCAAAGAAUUUGCCAAACAAAAACUCUGACGUUGGCCGGAAACCCCGCCCCUCCCUAUUAAUGAAAAGGUAACCCCCCCCCCCCCCAAUCGGGCCGCCCCUUGUCCUACGCCACUGUUGGGAAAGACUAUUUAAACCGUUAAUUUCUAAUAUGACCGAAAAAAUUUUUAAAACGAUUGCUUUGCAUUAAAUUUUAAAAACCUAUACAGUGUAGGCUACAUGUGGGAAGGGUGGAAUCCAAUAUAUCUUUAGUCUUAACAUAUCAGUAUACCUAAUAUAUUUCUGCGCAUAUCAUGCAAUUUUUUUCCUAUUCUUAUUAUCAUGGUGAUUAUUUUAGGUGUCUGAUUACAUUAAGAGCAACAUUGAGUUGUUCAUUACUAACUCAGAGGUUUCUUACCCACCCUCUCCAUAAUGUCCAAGCUACAACUCUGAAAAUUUAAAAUAAGUUUAUACCUAUGUGAAGACACCCUUUUUUUUUUUUGUUGCCUAGAAAAUUUAUAACCAUGAUAAUAUUAAAUACAAUACCAAUCUGCAGAUCUCAGUUUGAAAGGCAAAAAUUAAUUUCAUAAAAACCUAUCUCUAAAGUGAUAAAAUUUUUAAUACAUUUUCAACCUUAUUUCAACUUAAGUCAUAUUAAUCUAUCGAAACGAAUAAAUUCUGGGUAAAAUUCUUUUUAACGACAAAGGCCUAUUACUCUGAUAAACUAGACACUAAAGUCUUGGAUGUAGCUUUAUAGAAGGCAACUAAUCAAAUAGUUGGGCUUAAAUUUUAAUAGAUAAACUAACAACUUCAAGUUUUAAGAAAUGAGUGAUAAUAACGGUACUGUUUUAUUAAUGAAAAUUUAAACCCUUCCAUAUGUAUUAAUGUUUGUUUCUUAACUCUCAAAUUUUGUUGGUUUUCUUACAUUAUUUCACUCCCUCAGUAGGCAGACUCCUUUACAAUCUGGCCGGCUUUUCGAUGAAGAACAUUGCAGUAAUGUUAAUAUAUCAUUGGAUUCAAAAUUGAAUGAUCUGUUACUAUUAGUUGAUAGCGAUAGAUCACAGUUAAUUAUGAUUUCGCCAAAAUAUCGUCACGUCAUUUAUGGAUGGCCCAAAUGUUGAAGUUAUUUCAUAUUCAAAUUAUCAUACACAAAUUUAUAUAAUUUAAGUAUAAGCGUCAUCUAGGAGUAGAAUCAAACUAAAAAAAGUUACAAGUGGGGGCUUAAUAAUAUCAUGUUAUCGGUUUUGGAAGGAUAUGUCAAACGUUACGGUGAACAAAUAGUAUCUGUUCUUGGCAUGACCAUCAUUGUUUUACGCCUAGGGCUGGGCUCACCGCGCUGUACAUAAAAAUGUUAUCAAAAGAGACAUAAUCAUGACAUUAAAAUAAAAUACAUUUAUGAAAUAAAGAACAGCAAUGUAUAUUCACCCACCCCACCACACAACUUUUACAAGGCAAACCAUGGACGGCAGCCAGCAAGAUCGUUUAUCGGUCAGAGGAGGGGAAUCAGUCAGGGUAGUAUAAUUUAAAAAGAUAUGUUUUGAGUGCAGUUUUGAAGGUCUGGGUGGUUGGUAUAUUGCGUAUGUGUAGUGGCAAAUAAUUCCAUUGUUUGGGGGCGCAGAAAGAGAAAGAUCGUUCACCAUAUGUUUUAGUGUGUGUCUUGGGAACGGACAGAAUACAGGAUAGUACGAGUCCUUAGUGACCUUAGGCCUUAGCCCUUAGUGACCCUAGGCCUUAGCUCUUAGUGACCUUAGGCCUUAGCCCUUAGUGACCCUAGGCCUUAGCUCUUAGUGAUCUUAGGCCUUAGCCCUUAAUGACCCUAGGCCUUAGCUCUUAGUGACCUUAGGCCUUAGCCCUUAGUGACCCUAGGCCUUAGCUCUUAGUGACCUUAGCCCUUAGUGACCCUAGGCCUUAGCUCUUAGUGACCUUAGGCCUUAGCCCUUAGUGACCCUAGGCCUUAGCCCUUAGUGACCCUAGGCCUUAGCCCUUAGUGACCUUAGGCCUUAGCCUUAAUUACAACUUAAUAGCAUUUUAUUGAGUUGGAAACAACGAUUUCUAAGCCUUGGACUUGGGGGCCUUAGCCUUGGCUUGCUUUGAAAAAAAAUAUUUGUACUUUUUAGUACUAAUAAACGUAACAGAGUUACAAUUGUUUGAAAAUGUAAACGUAAGAUAAUAAAUUGUAAUGCAACAAAUAAAACGUAAGAUAAUAAAUUGUAAUGCAACAAAAUAGAUCAGGCUUCACAAUUUCAAAACCACAGGUCUGAUAAGAAAAUAAGCCCAAGACGGCUGCGACUAUUCGCACCCGGGUACCAGAAGUGAGAGGUUGGGAUUAAAAAACUAUUUGAAAUAUUAUUGUUGGGUUUGACAAAAUUAGGUAUGAAAUGAAAGAUAAUUGAAUGAACUACAUGUUUGUAAACUUACUUCUUCAGUUUAACUAAAAUAAACUAUCACAAAUAACAUCCAUAUGGGAUUUAGUCUAUAGCAGGGCUCUCAAACUCAAAUCAUUCGUGGGCCGCAGUAAGUAGCUUCUGAAUUAGACCGGGCCGCAUCAAGUAUUCCACAAAAAAACUAUUAUACAUUUAAUAGAGUAAAACUGUUAUAAUCUGCUCAACCUUUAUUAAUAACAAAUAAAAACAUUAAGGGUUCCCAUAAACUAAACUUCACUUUCGUCCUUAUACUCCUUAUUACCAGAGACCUGGCAGCGCUUCUCCUUACACGGCUGAGCAAAAUUUGGCUUGAGUGAGGAAGCAACCGAGACCCACAGUAUAGCUUGAAGAUGCGCAUCAGUAAGUUUGGCCCUGACCUUUGACUUGUAAAAGUUUAUAGUGGAAAAGAGCUUUCCACACAGAUGGGUACUCCUAAAAAAGGCACAUGAUCCGCUUGAACAACCUGAAAUCUCAGGGGAGGUGGAGGGCGAUGCUCUCAUAAAUUUUCCAUGUUUGCCUAUGUUUGCGUUCAUCUCCCUGAACUUAGAAUUGCACCGAUGAUCAAACAGUUAUAUUUGAAGCGAAAAAAAGGAGGGGGGGGGGGGGGGGGGGGGCAUCUUCCACGUUAAAGGGGAAAAGGUCAGCAAAAAGUUGAAAAGUAGCUAUCUAAAAAAAACUUAGAAUUGCACCGAUGAUCAAACAGUUAUAUUUGAAGCGAAAAAAAGGAGGGGGGGGGGAGGGGGGGGGCAUCUUCCACGUUAAAGGAGAAAAGGUCAGCAAUAAGUUGAAAAGUAGCUAUCUAAAAAUAUGUAAUCAAAUACUUCCUGUAGCUUUGCAAUGGCAUCAGUUUACUUACUACUGAAUGGUGUGCCCGAGUCCAAGAGUACUUGAGUCCAUGAGACCUUAUUGAUCACUUAGUACAGGAACAACCUCCCAUCCUGCUCUCUGAAGGCUUUAAAUGUUAAAACGUGUUCAAACAGUAGAUAGGGGCAGGCAAUAUUUGUGAAUUAUUGAUGCGAAGGAGAUGCUAUUGUAGGGAAAAUUAAUUUUUUUUUUUUUUUAUCGUAGAAGCGGCUUAUUCGACUAACCCUAUUUUGAAAAUGACCAAGCUGACAGGCUCGGAAUUUCCCUCACUCGUAAACACGAGCUAAAAUUUUAAUAGGGAUUCUCUGAUGAUGUGUUCUACGAUUUACACAAUUAUGAUUGUGCAGUAAACCCUAACUGACUUUUAAAACUUUUCUCAAAACCACACUUCGGCCAUGUUUGUCUCAUAAAAUGUUAUAAAAUUAAAACUUUUAGUCCGAUUUUAAAAUGGGUUUUACCAUUAAAAUCAACGUCCAAACCUGUGCAAACAUAAUAAAAUCAGAAUGAGACUAGUCGGUGAGAUUCGACUGAAACUGUCGCGGACGGUCACAUUAAAGAUAUGAGGAUGGGGAAAACGCGCGGGCCGCAUUAACACUAAAAUUUGCUGUCAUGUAGCGGCAGCGGGACGCAAAAUAUCGUCUUGCGGACCGCAAAUGGCCCGCGGGGCCACGAGUUUGAGACCCCUGGUCUAAAAGGACCCGGGUACGCAUAGCCACUUUUCGGACCCGAGUCCCUUUAGACCAGUGGUUCUUAACCUGGGUUCGAUCGAACCCAAGGGGUUAGGUGAGUCACAGUCACAGUCAAUCUCAGGGAUUCGGCGGAGGUCCAAAAAAAAAUUAGAAAAGAAAAUCAUAUUUUAUUUUUCCUAUUAAGAAGGAUUCGGUGAAUGCGCAUUUGAAACUGAUGGGGUUCGGUACCUCCAAAAAGGUUAAACACCACUGCUUUAGGCAAAAUAGUAACUACUACUAGAGGGCGCUGACAUGAUUAAUAUGGGUUGGCAUGGUAGCUUAUAAACUUCUCAACUGAAGAUUACCAUUCAGUUGAGGGAAAGUUCAAAGGUUACAAGUUUAAGGGUUAUUUCUUAGUUGUAAACAUGGACCGUGAAGAAAAUGAGUCUGUUAGCCGAUUUCGUGAGUAUUUACGCAUCAACACAAUGCAGCCUAAUCCAGAUUAUGGUAAGUGGUAAUGUAAACCCAUUGUUUUUAGAUUUAAUAUUAUGAAUUCGUUAGGAUAGCCAAACCAGUCCCAUUUUUGCGCUUGUUGGGCCUAGGCACCAAAGUUCCAAAAAAGUUGAUCUUCUCGGACCUCGUACAUGUAUGAACUAUAAUAAUAAACCGCAGAACAAUAUAAUAAUUAAUACCUAUAAUUUAUUGCUUAGAUAAAUUUAAACAAUAAACCAUGCUUCAUGCAGUUCAUUUACAAAAAUUUACUGUAAAUUGUAAAUCAAUGUUACAUUUACAUUACAUGUCGUGUAGCCUACAUUUUUAAACAAUCUGUUAAACAUCCAAACAAAAUACAAGAAUAUAUAUGAAUAUAUGAAUUAUGUCACAUUAUAAUUAUAUAGUUAAAUAUUAUAUAAUAUAGAGCCUAUGUGUAUUGAAAUGUGUCAAUUUUUACCAUUUAAUCCAAUUUCGAUCGUCUUGGUUUCAUUUAAUCAUAAACUAUAUAGUUAUAGGCCUAUACGUUUUCAAAAUUUACACAAUACUGUGAUUGUGAUACCCACAAUUUAUUCACAUCCGAUCCCUUAGUGUUGAAAGCAAAUUUUCUGACAGCUUCAUAAAAAAAUGCUGUUUCAUCAUGAUUUAUAAAAUCACAGGGGAGUUUGUUGAUUAGAAGGAAAAAAAAAGUCUGUGUCAUGCCCUUUUCAUGACAUAAUUUAGUGUUGGUUCAGCAGGACAUGCGCUGUUUGCAGGGAAAAACAUGACUUUGUCCCAAAGUGCCCAAAGACACCCUUGCAUAUUUUACAUUUGACAGGACUAGCACUAUUUCAAGGCAAGGGGUUUAGAAAUCGAUCCCGCUGAGUCAGCACACAAGCCAGUGAUUGCACUAUUUCAUACUUCACUAUUUGCAAGUUUCACAGCAUUAAAAACCUGUUCCGCUUUAAAAAAAAAAAAAAAUUAUUAACUAGUUUAUUAAUUUAAUGUACUAGAUAGAAAUAGAUUUUUAGCAUCAUCACACACCAAGGCAAGAUGGUUGCAGUCUCCAGUUUUCUUCUAGUGUAUUCUAUGUCUGGUCUAGGCAUGCUACAGUAUACUGUACUAAACUAUAUUACUAUUAUGACUAUUAAUAAGAUUAAAAUUUUAUAGAUUAUAUAAUCUGAAUUUACUCUUAAUUACAAUAGAUAGGCUAUGCUGAUUUAAAGCUAACCAUAAGACCCUAACUAAGGUAAUCUGUAUAGUUAUAAUAUGCCAGUAAUCAGAAGGACUUAUUCUUUAGUUUUGAUUAUAAUUUUAUUUUGGACAUAUUUUCCUAGAUGCAGCUCUUUGUUUUUUGCAAAAACAAGCGUCGGAAAUCGGUAUGGAAUUUAAAAUACUUGAGGUACAGUCAAACUUUAUUUUCUGUUUAGGUUAUAAAUUAUUUAUGACCAAAGAAUUGAAUUUGAAUAGAUAAAUGUUAAGAACUUGAAAAACCUUUUACAGGUUACAGAAGAAAAAAUUGUUUAUCUGAGGUCUGUUGACAUUGGAAUUUGAAGAUUCAAGUGAGAAAUGUUCCCUCUUUAAAAAAAAAAAAUUACUUUUGUCAAAAUAGUGUGUUCACUGUCUGCAUUUCAUAUGCCACUGUGCCUUAAGUAAGUGUUGUGUGUGACUUUAGUGAUGUCCGUUAUACAAGCUCAAAGUAGGACCGCAGAAACCCCCCAAAAAGCAGCACCUGCACAAAUUUAGUAUUUGAGUUUUAUUAAUUUUUUUUUAAAAGCUUUCAUCCAAUAGAAAACUUUGAGAUAUUAUUAUGUAGGAAAAAUUAAAAUUAACAUUAUGCCAUUAGUAGCAUUGCUUUUCCCUCUUAUUUUCAGAGUGGCAUUGAAGGGAAACCCAUAGGCUUGAUGACAUUGCAAGGACUUAAACCAGAGCUUAGAUCCAUCCUGCUGACUUCCCACAUGGAUGUUGUUCCAGUGUUCCCAGUAGGAGUUUUGACUCCACUUCAAAGUCUUUAUCUAGAUAACAGCAGUCUUUGUCUAGAAUAAGUCUUUGUCUAGAUAACAGCAGUCUUUAUCUAGAUAGAAAACAGCAGUCUUUAUCUAGAUAGAUAACAGCAGUCUUUAUCUAGAUAGAUAACAGCAGUCUUUGUCUAGAUAACAGCAGUCUUUGUCUAGAUAACAGCAGUCUUUGUCUAGAUAACAGCAGUCUUUGUCUAGAUAGAUAACAGCAGUCUUUAUCUAGAUAGAAAACAGCAGUCUUUAUCUAGAUAGAUAACAGCAGUCUUUAUCUAGAUAGAUAACAGCAGUCUUUGUCUAGAUAACAGCAGUCUUUGUCUAGAUAACAGCAGUCUUUGUCUAGAUAACAGCAGUCUUUGUCUAGAUAACAGCAGUCUUUGUCUAGAUAACAGCACCAUUAAAAAAAUUUAAGCAUAUUUUAUUUUAAAUUGAUUGUAGCUUGGCUCCAUAAUAAAUUUAUGCGUAAAAUUAGAAAUGCCGUAAAAUUAGAAAUGCCGGUACUUUAAAAAAGCACUUUUAACUGGAAUUAAUGCUUGUUUGGUAUGCUUAGGGGCUUUCCAUAAAUGAGGUCAUGCUGUUUGGGCUGAUUUCCUACCCUCUCACCCCAAUGGAUACAAUUGAUAUGGUUUACAUAAUGUGGUUUGUGGAUGGCCCCCUUAUUGAAAUUAUAGGUUAGUUACUGGGGUACUUGCAUUUGUAGUUAAUUGCAUUUGUAGUUAAUUGCAUUUAUAGUUCAUUGCCUUUUGUUUUGUGGGGAAUCUUAAAAAUUAUGAUCUUUUUCAAGGAAAAGUGGACACAUGAGCCAUUUAGUGCUGACAAAGAUGAGAAAGGAAAUAUAUAUGCCAGGGGCUCGCAGGUAGGUCUACUUUCUAAUAUUCGUUUAAUUAAUUUUUUCAACUGAUAAAUUCCUUUUCAUCAACAAGAUCCAACAAUUAAUACAUUUGAUAUAUUCUUGUUUGCUUUCCAUAUGAUGGCAACAAAAAAAUUCUUUGUUAAAAUAUUUUAAUUGUAAAUUGAAAUUAUUAUUUGAACUGCAUGUUAAUCAAGGAUUUUUUAAAAAAGUUUUCCUCAACUAAAGAAAUAUAGAAAUCUAAAUACAUCAAAUAAAAUGCAAGAAUAGAUUGAUAAUGUUUCCAUUCACAGGACAUGAAGUGUGUGACAAGCUGGUAGGUUUUGUUAAGUAAUUUUCUUUCAUUUUGUUUUAAGUUUUGCUGAUUUACAUCAUUCUUUAUCUUUCAUAUUUUUUAUUGUUAUGGUUUUGAGAAAUUGCAGUCUUCUAAACAUUUCAAAUGGAUUGUAUAAAAGGUCAUGUUAUGAAGAAGAUACCCUUUUCUGUCCAUGUACCUUUACAAACAAGAUGUGUCACUCAUUAAGGUAGCUGUUUAAUUUGUAAUAUGCUCAUGGAUAGCCAGACUUAAUUCAAAGAUAAAGUCAAAUCUGCUUAUAUGACAUUUUACAUUUGUUAAAAAAUCAGACCUGUUUACCCUCAAACUCUUAAAAUCGUACAAUAUCAUCACAUUACGCUAUAUUCAUAGUAAAAAAACAAACAUACAGUAUAUACAAUCUAUACACCUCAAAAUCGUACAUUGUACGCCAAAAUCGUAAGAGUAAACAGGUCUGAUAAAUUAACAUCCUUGAUGAAUAUCACCUUGAAAAAAUGCAUGAGAAUUUUGUGAAGAGGCAUUUCUGAUACCGCUGUUUAGAUAAUACUAUGAUAUAAGAAUGCUGUGAAGAGGCAUUCCUGAUAGCACUUUUCAGAUAAUCCAAUGGUUUGAUAAGGGGAAGUAAUGACGUAACAAGAAGGAACUCAUAACAGCUAAACUUAAAGAGUUAAAUCAUAAAAAUAAUGUAUCCAUUGGAUGUGGAUAUGGCUUCUAUAAGAACAUGUUGUACUUUAAGAAUCAUUGAAAGAGAUUUGGCUUUGAUAAAACUUAAGAGUGCAUUAAAAGACACAAACCACAUCUCUAAACAAGAUCAGGUAAAGCUUAAUUUAAGGUUAUGAAAUAAACUGCCACCUUACUAAAACCUUUAUGGUAAUAGUUUAAAAAUGUAUACCCACAAAUGGCAUCUGUAUAAACUCACUAAAAAUUAUAACAAUUGAUUGAAAAGAAUUUCUUGAUUGGAAUUUUUUUCUACUUAGGUAUUUGGAAGCCCUCAGAGCACUGAAAGAGGAGGGGAAAACAUUUUCAAGGACAAUUCAUUUACUGUUUACUUCAGGUAAGCAGAUUUGUUGGAAGAAACAAGCUCCAUAUUACUUUAAUCAUUUUAAAUCAGAGGCUGAUUCAACAAGCCAAUGGCAGGGAGGUUUAUCUAACUGGCCAGGCUGAUUCAACAAGCCAACGGCAGGGAGGUUUAUCUAACUGGCCAGGCUGAUUCAACAAGCCAACGGCAGGGAGGUUUAUCUAACUGGCCAGGCUGAUUCAACAAGCCAAUGGCAGGGAGGUUUAUCUAACUGGCCAGGCUGAUUCAACAACCCAAGGGCAGGGAGGUUUAUCUAACUGGCCAGGCUGAUUCAACAAGCCAAGGGUUAUGACAAGUAGAUAAUGGCAUGAUAUUGGUUAGUAUUACAGUGGGCAUAUUUAGAUGAUUUAUUGGAUUUAAUGCUGUGAAGUUUAAAUAAUCAUCAAAACUGGAACAACAUCUUGAAUUUAGCAAUGCUGUAUAUCUUGUUGUAGAUGAGGAGAUAGGGAGCAAGCCAUCUGAGAGUUUCUCUAAGAGUGAAGAAUUUAAGUCUCUGAAUAUUGAGUUUGGGCUUGAUGAAGGUAAGUGAUGUCCUAACCCCUUUUAUGUAUAGAACCAUCUUGAUGAAGUUAAGUGAUGUCCUAACCACUUUUAUGUAUAGAAUCAUCUUGAUGAAGGUAAGUGAUGUCCUAACCACUAUUAUGUAUAGAACCAUCUUAAUUAAAUAAUAGCAAAAGAAUAUUUAUCAAUCCAGGGUUAAUUUGUCUUUUUGGUUUUAUGAUUUUACAUUAUUUUUGGUAGUCAAAAGAUUGAAGUGAAUAGACUUUAGAUUACCGGUACUGAGAAGCCGAAAAUAGAUUUAAAAAAAAAAAAAAAGAUACAUUUUAAAAUGUAUUUUGAAAUUUUGCAGGGAUUGCUAGUCCAGGAAACAAAAUGAGAGUAUACUAUGCCGAAAGAUCAAUUUGGUGUAAGUUUUGCCAUUAAUUUGUCAGAAAAGUCACCAGUCCUCAUAUUAUUGUUUAAAUUGGGACACUUUAUUUAAUUACAAGCUAUGUCAUGGUUAGAAUAAAAGCAUGAAGUAGAAUCAUCUUUUUUAAAAGGACAGAUCUACUGUUCAUUUAAUUAACCUUGACAUCAUGUUAACCCUAAGAACUAGUGAGUGUCUCCCUCUGGAAAAUUACGGGACGAGUUCAGAAUUUUUUAUUAAAUUUUUUAUUUUAACAAAUUUGUCCACCUUGUGUCGGCCCAGAUGACCAAUAAAAUGUGUCUUCCUUUUUCUAGGGAUUAAAGUUAUUUGUAAAGGAAGUCCUGGGCAUGGCCUGGCAUUUAUAGAAAACACAGCUGCCAAAAAACUAGUAAGUGUUUAAUAUUAUAUCCUUAUUAUUUGAUUGUUCCCACAUUAUUUUUCUAAUCUGGUUUUUUACUUCCCAUAUAUUCUCUAGCUAGAUAUUCUUAAUGUAUCAAGCUUGGAUAGUAAAGGGGACAUUAUAGUUAUAUAAUCCACAAGGUUAACUAAUGCUUAUUCCCCUUGAUGACCUCCUUUGGUAUCUAAUGACAAUAAAUGAUAAUGUUCAUUGAUCUUUACUUCAGUGAACAAGCGGAUUGGGUUCAACAUACAUUAGCUAGAGGUUUACUGGAAGUUUCUUAGACUCACUCAUCAGUUAGAUUGAUACAUUGUUUACAAUUGUGUGACAAUUUUUUCUAGACUCAACCAUUUAGGUUGAUACAUUGUUUACAAUGUAUGAAUCAUUUUUCUUCUCUCUAGCAAUAUGUGAUCAACAAAUUUCUAGAACUGAGAGAUGAACAGGAGGCAAUGUUAGUGAUAUAUCUGCAAACAUUUUGUAAAACUGUUUCCAUUAGUUUAUAUAUAUAUAUAUAUAUAUAUGGUUUUUAUUUUGCUCAUUGAAAUAUCUCCCAUUCUUAUGGACAAAGAAUAAUGCAUUACUGCAACUAGCUGUAUCAAAGAUUUUUAAUUAUUUUUAUAAAGCUGAUUAUUUACAUCUGGAGUAAGAUGAUUUUUAAAAAUAAUGUUAGAGAAAGCUGUUGCUCAAAUUCAUAACAGUCAAUUUUUAAAAUGUUUCUCAAAGUUGGAAGAGUGAUCCAAAGUCUCUCCUUGGAUCAGUGUUCACAGUCAACAUGACAAUGUUGGAGGUUGGUGCUGCUGCUAGCCUUUUAUUUUACUUAUUUAUUGUGUGGAAUGUUCACUGUGGUCUUAAUCUUAUUUUACUUAUUUAUUGUGUGGAAUGUUCACUGUGGUCUUAAUCUUAUUUUACUUAUUUAUUGUGUGGAAUGUUCACCGUGGUCUUAAUCUUAUUUUACUUAUUUAUUGUGCGGAAUGUUCAUUGUGGUCUUAAUCUUAUUUUACUUAUUUAUUGUGUGGAAUGUUCGAUGUGGUCUUAAUAUUACUUUUUUGUUGUCAUGUACAAAUUGUCGACCGUCUGAAAGUGAGUUUCUUCUCAAAAAUUCUUUCAGACAUGAUCAUCGAAGUCAGUUGAGAAAUGCUCAAUGUUGACAUUAAACUAUUCAUGACGUCAUCAUUCUUUAUUCUACUCAUUUAUUUCUGUGUGGACAAUGCAGUUUCCCAAAAUAUAAUAAAUUGUUUAACUAUGUUUUUUAUGAGUUCUGAUAUGUACGAACAUAUGAAAGUUAAAUUUAAUCAUUUUAAAUCAUUAGAUUUUAAUAUAUUUUUUUUUUACCUCAGUAUAGAUUCAACAAGUGUGGAGAAAUCUUUUGUAAUAAAUGUUUUACUUGUGUUUAUUAAGGGCGGCGUGCAGCCAAAUGUUGUACCUGCAGAGAUGAGUGCAAGUAGGUCAAUAAGAUUGCAUUAGUUUUACUUUGGAGGGUUAUGUGCAGAGCAGUCACUUUAAGCAAAAGGAUCCUUGUUCGGAACUCUUGUAUGUGACAUUAACUUAUGCUUCUUGACAGACGACAAAAAUAGUGUUCUUACUCAUUUGUGAUCAGCGGUUUGCUGGAACUGGGUCUUUCUGGUUUACCCUGGUUGUUAAAAUUUUACUAUUCCAGACAUUUAGACAUUUGCUAAAAAUGUCAAGAUAAUAACAGUAUAAAAAUCUAUUGAGGUUUUUUUCUAUUACCGAAAAGUACUGAAUAGGUGUUUAUUGAGUAAUGAAUUGGUUGUUGCCUGAUUUGCAGCACACCACGGGUUAUAUUGCAGCAUAACAGCGUAAGAAAUUUUGCUUAAAAAUUAAUAAACACAGUAAGUUUAUUAAAAUGGAUGUAAAAAAAAAAAAGUAUUAUUUUAGCUAAUAGAACAAUACCUUUAGUGGGUUACUCUUUUUUCCUUGUUGGCCUAUUAUUCAGUUAUGAGGAUAACACUUUAUGAAAAUAACAUAGUAUAUUUUACUUAUACAUUGGUUUAAUGUUAACAUGAUUUCUGAAUAAAAAGCUAAUAUAAAUGUGCUCGUAUUUCUCUCAUUGAAAAAAAUUAUAUGUGUUACAUUUAUUUUGAAAAGGCACCCAAUUUGUCAGAUGGGCCACCUUAAUAAAGAAUAAAAAUUUUGUUUGAUCAACCUGCUUAUAGACAGAAAACUAGAAUUGGUCUCAGAUAGACAAAUAUAAAAAUAUAUAAAAAUCAAGGACAUUCAAAGCCAUAUUCUAUCUUUUAAACAAAAAAUUGUUUUCCCUAACCUACUUUUGUGAACUUUCAGCAUUUGAUGUGAGAAUCCCUCCGACGGCAGAUUUUGAUGCUUUCAAAGAAAAGAUCCGUCAUUGGUGUAACGAGGCAGGGACAGACGUAACCUUUGAGAUGCUUCAUGUGAGUAACAUAGACUAAUUGAGGGAGGGGCUUCAAAGGCAAGUUAAAAUAAGUGUCAAGAGUGCAGGGCCUUUGGAGUUUCUGGAAAAAUUUGAAGAGUUAUUGCUCAUCGCUGUACAGUUUUACAGAUGGAAAGUGGUGAAGGCAAUGAACAGUUUUACUUUUUAGAUGCAGAUAUUUGCUUUAUUUAAGGUCAACUUUGAAGCACACCUUAAGGUCAACUUUGAAACACACCUUUGAGGUUAAGAAUUUUUCCCAAAAUUCGUUUUAUUAAGAAAUGUUGCUAUAAUCACAUUCAUUUUAAAUAUUGCUGUUUCACAUAUUAAUUUAUAGACCUAAAAGUGAAUAAAAAGUUCAUAAAAAUCUGAACAGAGUCUCCUGUAUCAGUUCUUAUCAUUAAUUUGAUUGCCAGGAAGGCCGCAUGACAGAAAGAGUUGAUGUCUCAGACGCCAACCCCUGGUGGAAGGCGUUCAAGGGCGCGUGUGGCAGGGCGUAAGUUUGUGGUGUUGUACUAGAGUGUUUUGUAGUAAUCUAUUUCCUAGAGUUUAAAACUGUACACAUGUUGACAGGUGCAUAUAAUAUGGAAUAAGGAGGGUGCUGGGUGGCCAAGGGGUUUAAAAUGAGUCAAUGCCAAAGCUUGUGGACUGGAGUUCAACCCCCAGCAGAAGCCUAGACAAACCCGAGCAACACCAGCACCCCACAAGGCAACCCAUGUAAGAGAAGGCAAACUGUGAAAUUAAACCCGGAGAUGGAGUCCCAUAGGCGUUAUGACAUUGACAAUGAAAACUUCAACAACUCCUGUGUCGGGGAACGCCUAAGAGCACAGUGAGACACAAUAAGUCUUGCCAUUGGAACAAAUAGGAAAGGACUAGAGAGUGAGACUGGUGAAUUGAGCAACUCUCCCUCACUUUAAACAAAUACAGCUCAGGUCAAGGCUACUACUCAAAUCGAAGCCUUGGUCAUCUUCGUAUGCGAUGGACUAACAAUCAAAAUGUGGGAUAUAUUUACGAUUUGAAUGGUUUAAACCUUCUUUGCACAGAUGAACCUAAUGCUAAUUUGGCACACUAUAAUGUUGUCAUCAACUUCUAAAUAUGUCAUUUUAUUUUGUGACAAGGGUAAAAUCCAACAUUUUAAAAAUGUAUGUCACAUUACAACCUGACAUUUAAAUGUGACAUUAUGAUUUCAGUAAUGUUGAAUUUGAACUUGAGAUCUUCCCAGGUGGCACUGACAGCAGAUUCUACAGAAAGGUAAAGAUGUUGAUACAUGUUGGUACUCGUUACAUGUUAAUGUUAGUUCCAUCGUUCUGAAUUACCUUACAUGAUACAAUGACAUUGGAUUUCUUGUGAUGUUGUAAUAAAAAAAAACUUGUGCAAAUUAAACCAUUGAUCUAUCGGACAACAUUACAGGGAAACAACAAUAAUUUAAAAGUUCUAUCUGCAUAGCUAUAAGCAGAAUUUGAAGAAAGAAAAUCAUGACUCCAUAACAGCAUUUGUUUUCCAUUUCCUUGACCUUGGUGGAUACCUCUCUUACUAAGAAAUACUUGGGAUGAAUAAUUCAAAGCACUCUCUGAAAUAGUUAAAAUUUUGAAAAGGAUGGUGUGUAUUAGUCUUGGGAUGGUGUGUAUUAGUCUUGGGAUGGUGUGCAUUAGUCUUGGGAUGGUGUGCAUUCGUCUUAGGACGGUGUGUAUUAUUAGUAUUAGGAUGGUGUGCAUUAAUAAUAAUAAUAAUUAGUGGUCUUUUAUUGCCUGUACAUAAAAAUGUUUUCAAAAGAGACAUAAUCAUGACAUUAAAAUAAAAUACAAUAAUGAAAUAAAGAACAGCACGAACCCCAGGACUUUUACAAGGCAAACCAUGGACGGCAGCCAACAAGAUCAUUUAUUAUUAUAUUAGUCUUAGGAUGGCAUGCAUUAGUCUUAGGAUGGGGUGCAUUAGUCUUAGGAUGGCAUGCAUUAGUCUUAGGAUGGGGUGCAUUAGUCUUAGGAUGGGGUGCAUUAGUCUUAGGAUGGCAUGCAUUAGUAUUAGGAUGGCAUGCAUUAGUCUUAGGAUGGGGUGCAUUAGUCUUAGGAUGGGGUGCAUAAGUCUUAGGAUGGGGUGCAUUAGUCUUAGGAUGGGGUGCAUUAGUCUUAGGAUGGGGUGCAUUAGUCUUAGGAUUGGGUGCAUUAGUCUUAGGAUGGUAUGCAUUAGUCUUAGGAUGGGGUGCAUUAGUCUUACGAUGGGGUGCAUUAGUCUUAGGAUGGGGUGCAUUAGUCUUAGGAUGGCAUGCAUUAGUCUUAGGAUGGGGUGCAUUAGUCUUAGGAUGGGGUGCAUUAGUCUUAAGAUGGGGUGCAUUAGUCUUGAAAUGGGGUGCAUUAGUCUUAGGAUGGGGUGCAUUAGUCUUAGGAUGGGGUGCAUUAGUCUUAGGAUGGGGUGCAUUAGUCUUAGGAUGGUAUGCAUUAGUCUUAGGAUGGGGUGCAUUAGUCUUAGGAUGGGGUGCAUUAGUCUUAGGAUGGGGUGCAUUAGUCUUAGGAUGGCAUGCAUUAGUCUUAGGAUGGGGUGCAUUAGUCUUAGGAUGGGGUGCAUUAGUCUUAGGAUGGGGUGCAUUAGUCUUGAGAUUUUAAAACUGAAGAAUCACCUGACUGAUUUAAACAGUUUCUAGGAAUGUCUUAAACUGUAACAAGAUAUGUUGUGAUUUAAACUGUGGCAAGCAGACCAUGACUAUUAAACUGACAAAGAACUCAAUCCAAAUUAAUUCAUUUAAUAUCAAGAAAAGUUUUACCCCUCAUGACUAAUAAGUUAUUGUUUGUUUGUUUAUACAUUUCCCAGGCCGGUGUGGAUAUGAUUGGGUUUUCCCCAAUGAACAACACCCCGAUACUCCUUCACGACAAUGAUGAGUUCCUCAAUGAAAAUGUCUUCAUUCGUGGAAUUGAAAUCUACAAAGAAAUCAUUCCUGCCUUGGCCAAUCUGGAUACUUUGUAGAGUCACUUUAGAGCCUUGAUGCGUGAUUGAUUGUUAAAUCAUUAUGCACACAGAUUCAGUAUCAAUGAUUUCUUAAUGGAGCAAACAUUGAAAUUUCCUUUUAAUGAUGAAAUUUAUCACUGUUAUUAAUAUUGUUUAAAUGUGAAAUCAUCUUAUUAAUGCAGAUUGCUUGAAUAGUAGAAUUAAUUCUUAUAAUAAAAUGAAUGGACUAUUCUUGUUUAACACAUUGAAAGUGUUGCUAACAGUGCAGGUGGAGUCUAAGAUAUAUAUGAACUUAGGUGUGCUUAUGUGCUUAUUGGCUUACAUUUCUGUCAAUAAUUCUUUGUUUAGAAUUAAUUUUAUUGGCGUUCAGUUGUUUUUUUUCCCUCAAAAUUUGGUUGAACUAAAACUGUCAAUGUCUCUUGUAUUGAGAAAUGUAAUGUAGGCAUGUGAUGCUGUUUAAUCAGAAAUUUAAGUACCGGAAAUUGUGUUCGGUCUUUUCAGUCUUAGCCUUAUUUUUAUUGCUUUUUCUUUAAAAAAAAAUUGUUGCAUCAAAUGAAAGAUUUAUUUUAGAGCAACCUAAUCCUGGCAUUCUGUGUGAAAUAAAGUUCAAAAUAAUCCUGGCAUUCUAUGAGAAAUUCAUUUUGAAAUAACUCUGAAUUGAAAUGUAUUUUUAUUUAUAGUUCAUGAACUAAUGAAGUUUGAAAAAAAAUAUUUGUGUCAAAAAUAAAAUAAUAUUUUGAAAGGGAUUAAUUUCUGAAAAAAUUUUUUUUUAAAAAUUAUAUGAAAAAGUGCACAUUAAACAUUAAUAUUUCAUCUAA